This is a messenger RNA of Lymnaea stagnalis (great pond snail), 47404 nucleotides long. NCBI's taxonomy places the organism in Eukaryota, Metazoa, Mollusca, Gastropoda, Lymnaeidae. The record is from the annotation of a GenBank genome assembly.
AAGAAGUGUAGGCUCGUGACAAGUCUGUAACCGAAUAUAGAUUUAACAAAAUUAAAAAAAAAGGUUUAGCAAGCAAGCCAGGGCCUCAAAGGUAAAUCGAUUAAGAUGAAUACAGCUGUAUGCUAAGUAUUAUUUGAUCAUAUUCGCUAUUUGGAAUCAUCGAAGUGUUUUUGGCUUAAUCUCAGUAGCGCAGAUUCAGGACGGCCUUGCCUUGCAAGUUGUAAGUGGAGAUGCGUAGAGUCCGUAUCCGCUUCCUUUUACUUCUUUCAAUUUCAAGUUUAAGGCAUACUUGUUUACCAGAGACCUAAUGACAUUCUUAAUAUUCACUAAUAAAAACAAGUUUGAUGAUCCCUCCCAUUUUAUAUACGAUAGAUAGUUUAAUAUUUAUUAAUUUGCCUAUAAUAAUUUUUUUCAUGAAUUGCUUAGUAGGGCCUUAGCCUUAGUAGGCACUUUCAUAAAAAAUGUAAAUAUUUUUGUAAAUUUGGAGAGAUAGCACCUUGGCCGCCAUCUUGGUUGCAGCCAAUGUUCCCUAUAAGCUGCGCGGCCGCGCAGCUAUGUCACAGACACUGCUCGCAGCAAAUUUACAUGUAAGUGUUUGUUUGUGAGCUGCAAAAUUUUGCAAAAAAAAAAAAAUUGAUGCACACAACUAUAUGAUUUUGCACACGAACCAACAAACUUUAGAGGGAACAUUGGUUGCAGUGACCCAUGAACUUAUGUCCUAAAUGUAUCCCUAACCUAACCUGAACCCUAAAUCUAUCCCUAAACCUAACCUGAACCCAAAACACAUCUCUAGCAUGGGUUUUUGACCCUAUCUGAACCAGAGUUUUGACCCUAUCAGAACCAGGGACAAAACAAUCAAAUGACGUCAGGGUGCUAUCACUCCAAAUUAGCCAAUUUUUUUGUAAAAAUAAUAAGCCAAUGGCAUAGUUUAAUAUGGCUAAUUUAAAAAAAAUAGAAUUAUAACACCAAGAUCAUAUUUUUAGCUGUUGUAGUUUUAAAGUUAAGAAUUUUCAAGUACGAAUUUGUUUGUCCUUUUUUUUUUAACAUGGACCACAUCUCGACAUUCUGUGACCCAUUCCACUGUUCGCAUCACGAGCUAUAUAACUCUCAUUUUAAUGAUCAUUUAUUUAUUUAUUUAGGCAUUUUUUAAAUAGCGCUUACCUUAAAGCUCUAAGCGCUUUACAAUUAUUAAGAACAUGUAAACUAAGUAAAAUAAAAAAUGAGACACUAGGAUAGUAAAUACUAUACUAUAGAAACAAUUUCAUAUGACUUUUAUUUUCAGAACUAAUGCUGUAUCAACAAAUAAUUUUAAUAAUGUUAUACAAUUAUAGAGAUAUCAGUAAAUUUAAUUUAAUGUAUUAAUAUAUGGCUUUUAUGUUUACCAAAUCUACGGCGUCUAUUAUACCAGUGUAUGCUAUAUAGUCUAUAUAAGACAGGGCAUCCCCUUAAUGACUUAAUGUUACUAAAAUAAUGUUUGGGGACUACUUAUUUUGAACUUUCAACUUUGGCUCAUGACUAGUUAAUUUAAGCUUUCCCUGACGAAUGGUUUAAUAGUUUUUACACAAAGUAAACUUUUAUGAAUGAAAACUCUGAGAUAGUACGGUAUAACCAUUAUGCAAGUGACUGUGAAUGGCAACCCAUGCCAUGGCCAUGACAUUUUGCACAUGGGCAUGACAUUUUGCACACAGCAAAUUAUGAUCAUUUGUAAUGUUGACAUAAGUUAUCAAUUAUUUUGCUGUAAAUAGUGGUAAUAAUUAAAUAUUUUCUAAGUUGUCAGCUUCUUUCACCAUUAAAAAGGGGGCAUCGCCCACGCCAUGUCGAAAUUAGACUCAGCGACCUUAUGGUAAUGCUGGUUCUGGGGAAAAGCGUAACAAGCGUCGGACACCAACUUCAUCAAUGAGAAUUGGCAUACAUAUAGAUCAAUAUAUAAUGGCAAUAAUGCUUUUCACAAUUUAAUAUGAAAGACAUUUUUAAACAUUUCAUUUAAAAAAUUGAAGGAAAGAUGCCUUAUAUACACAGUAUGUUGGAAUGUAGGUCAAGAUGUCCCCUAUUGUGAACAUGGGGAAGAAUACCACAAUUUUGUGACAAAAUAGCACUUUUAUUAAUGGAAAGCACCAAUCCACCAAGAAAUUAAAAACUUGGCUUCUUCUUUUUAGUACCUGGCAUAAUAGGCUUAGUUUAAGGCAAUGGCUACAUCAGUACUGAUUAAAAUUAGGUGCUUAGGUGAAAAAAAAACACAAAAAAAACAAAUAUUGCAGUUUUAUAGAGCAAAUUUCAAAUUUAAAAAUUAAACGAGAAUCAACUUUAUAGCUUAAAAGUACUUUUUGAGCUAUGAAUUUUUAAAGUACCAGUACUGUUUGGUAUUUUUUACUAUGAACUGCACCUCCACUUUCACAUCUUGUGACCCCAUUCCCCUGAUCGCAUUAUGUGCAAUAACUCUUGUUUUAAUGAUAAUUUAAUGCAAACUGUAUUUCAGGAUUAAUCUAAAUAUUGAAAGUUCUAAUUUUAAAAUUAUUAUAACAAUAUGUAAUUAUAAAUAAACUAGUGAGAACCCGUCAUGCGUUGCAAAGCCACUCAAAGAAAAAAAAUUGUGCUAUAAUUAUGUUCUUGAAGUAAUUUUUAAAUAGAAAAUAUUUUUUUUUUCUGUCUGGUGCGUACACAAUUAAAGCUUGUAGCAAUUGAUCCACCCAUGCAGUGCUCUGAUUGAAAUUAUAUUUAUAUAGCUCACAUGAUAAAAAAAUAUAUAAAAAAUUAAGGCCCCCCCAGCCCCAAAAUCAAAAUUGAAAAUGGUUGUACCAAUUCAGAAACCUACUUAGUAUGUCACACACAAACUGAAAUGUCGCUUUUUUAUUAGAUUAAAUUUCAUCCAUCCAUGCAAUAGCUCUGUUUGAAAUUAUAUUUAUAUAGCUCCUUUAGCCUAUAAGAAAAAAAUAAUUUAGGGCUCCCGGCCCCAAAAGGAAUAUUUCAAAAUGGAUAACCUAAUUCAGAAACCUUUGCAGGCUUACCCACAACAACUUACCAAAGGUUUAUUAUAAUUGGAUGAAUGUAUAGGAACGCAUACGGAAAUCAUAUUUAGCUCAUGAAAGGAAAAAAAAGGAAUUUAGGGCCCCAGGCCCGAAAUGAAAUAUUGUAAAAUGUUUAUAAUAAUUCAGAAAAAUUUGCGGGCGUGUGAAAAACAACUUGCAAAAGUUUUAUCACAAUCGGAUGAAUAGUAUAGGAGCGCAUACAGGACAUACAUACAUAAUUAAUUUUAAAUAUAAUUUAUAGAUAAAGUUUUCAGAAUAAAAGAUACCUUUUGCGCAACUAUUCAAGGAAGUGUUCUAUCAAUCUGUUAGUAAGUCUGUUGGCCGAUCGGUCUGUCUGUUGGUAGGUCUGUCUAUCUGUGAGUAUGUUGGUAUGUCUGUCAGUCUAUCUGUCUGUCUGACGAUCAUCUAUCUAUCUAAGAAAAUCUUAACCCACUUCUAUUUUGAAAAUUAAAUUUUCACUUGAGCAAAAUGAUUGUGUUUUGAUAUUCAUGGGUAUAAUUAUGUAAAUGUACUUACGUUUUGUUAAUGUCAUUGAUAUUCUUAAUUGGUAAACAUAUGUUCAUUUUUAAAAAUUUAAAGAUAUUGUCAUCCACGUAAAAAUUUACACACCCUAUUUCCUAUCCCCGAUAUAUAUGUACCUAAGAAGGUUAAUUAAUUAUCAAAUUCAUUCUGAGCCGUAUCUUGUGCUGCCUUGGGCAAAAUGAAAGUAUCGUUUUACACACACACACAUGCACGCACACACAAACGAAAUUAAGAAAAAUUAAUAAAAUUAUCCGCGGGAUUGUAACCGCCUUACUUAAGCAAAAACAAUUUUUUUUGUAUUUCAUAUGCUUUGUUCUUUUUUAAAUGAGUGAUAAGUGCAUUAGUGAUUGAAAUUUGGCUGUGUAGUUUUACUGCACUGAUUGAAUUACAUCAUCACAUUUGGAGAUGGCGUCGGUGGAUCUUAAUACCCCCCCCCCCCCCGGCCACCCCCAACACGGCCCGGCAUACCUGACUGCCAGACCGUCCGGUCGACCCAAAAUGCUGCGUCUAAAGUGUUUGCAGUCCACUCUCCGCGGGUCAGAGCGGCUUUGCUUCCUCUCCGGGGGAAGGUGUUGCGUAACCACUCCCUUGGUCCAGGGAGUCCUUUGGUUGGGACGGAGGUGGGACGAAACGGUCGCCUAGGAGCGGCUUUCUCAGGACUGUGUAGUUUUAGCCAUCGGUAAGGGUUUUGUCUGCCACCCUGACCUCAUAUCUAUUAAAGUAAAGCGAAGUGAUUGAAUUAAACGGCAUUAUCUUAUUAAAAGUUUAUUUAAAGGUAAAGUUUUUACUAAUUUAUAAAUUUCAUAAAAGUAUUGUUUUGGAAUGAAUAAAAAGUAAAAACUUAUUAAAUGUUAAAAAUACAAAGCUAAAUUUGUAUUUAAUUUUAGCAAAUUUUAGCAAUUCAAAAAGCAAACGAUCAAAUUGAUUAAUUUUACUUUUAAGAAGGGGGAAAUACGUUAUCAAUUUUGUCAAAUUGGCUAAAUAGGCAAUUUACCCUAUGAUGUCAUUUGCAUUAUUAUUUAAAACAAAAUAAUUUUAAUUUUAACUGAUGUUUGGGUUUUCCAGAUAAAUGUGAUUAUGGUGUAAUUCUUUGAUCAUAAUUUUUUAAUUUUUUUUCAUUUUUUCAUAACUUUCAAACACACAUAACAUUCUUAAAAUAGUUCCUUAGUUGAUACUUUAAACGUAUUUGUAAUUUAUAAUAAUAAGACUUAAACUUUUACUAAAAUAAAAGUGGAUAUGUAAUAUUUUUUUCGCAUUUAAAUUUGAUUUCUGUAAAAUAAUAGAAAAUAACUAUGAUCAUUUUUUAGAAUCCGAAUGUUUUUAAAUGUUUGGCGUUACAGUCAGCAUAGUUCAUUCUUAUAUAUAUUAUAAUUUAUCUUGCUUUAUAUUAUGCAUUAUUACAUUAAAUACGAUAUGGAUGUUCUAUUUAAUGCGUCUAGCAUCAAUUAUAUAUUAUAUUGUCUAUAUAAAGCAUUGCAAGGCAAGGCGUCCCUUAAAAAUAAUACUGGUUUGAGACUAUUUAUUUUGUACUUUCGACUUUUGCACAUGACUAAUUAAUUAAAGCUUUCUCUGACAAAUGGUGUUUGCACAUGGCACAUUAAUUCUUUUAUGAAUGAAACUAUGAGAAAAAUACUAAGGUGAUAUUAGCAAGAGACUGAAUGGCUGCCCAUGAUGUUUUUGCACACAUAGCAAAAUAUGAUAAUUUAUACAGGGUUUUUGGUAUCUUUAUACAUAUAUAGGGCCUAUGGCCUAUAGGUCUAGAAAAGUAUAUUAUUUUAAGUAUAGGCAUAUCCCCACUCCAACUCAUUAGUGGGACCUCUCCCCUAUUAUCACAAUUUAAAAACAAAAUAAAUUGGGACACCCUCGUCACACAUGGUCACAAAUUAUACUUUUUUAUUAAAAUAUAAAAAAAUAAUCAAUAUUUACUUAACUUUGGCUCUGAUUUUCAUUGAAAUCAUUUUUAAAUGAAAAAAAUAGAAUACACUUACACAAAUUAUAUUUGUAUAACUAGAUAUUUUGAUACUUUACCAUACACCGUUAGCACAUAAAGAAAAAUUAUGUAGUUUGUUGUGGCAUGCUUCUGGCUUGGGAUUUUCGGUGACCUCCAUUGAUUUCUCUUUUUGUUUUAACGGUUUAUAAAUUGAUGGAUUUCAUUAUCAAUGACUUACAGUAGAUUCUCUUCUGAGCAAGCCAAUUUGAAUAUAGAAACGAGGCUAUUCAUUUUUCACUAAUUGUAACACAGCAAAAAUGAUUUAAAGCUUUAAUCAGCAAAUACUUUUUAAAAAAAAAAAAAUAUGCAUUGAUUCCAACCCCAUAUACAUUAUAGUUUAUCCAAUUUAAAAUUCUUGCCCUGGAAAACAAUAUUCUAGCCCAAAAUGGCUUACUAGAAAUGGAAAAGAGAAAGUCUGCCAUUUUUUUAAUAGGUAUGCCAGAAGUGGCUCUUGCAUUUUUUUUAUAUUAAUGAAAUAAAAAAGAAAAUACUUUUUUUUAGCUUCGCCAUCUUUACAAAUCUUACAUAAAAGUUGGUAUUAGUUUCGUUACUGUAUGAAUAAACCUAAAAUUUUGUGCAGGUGGAAAAUAUUUUUUAAAUGUGACAAUUAAAAAUAUUUCAAUUAAAAUUACUUCUACAAUUGAAAAAGAUUUAUUAAUGAAUAUUUUUGGCGUGGACAUCUUUAUUUUAUAAAUAGAUUUAAUAUUUGAUUAUGAAAUCAAAUUAAUACUGGGUAUCAGAUUAUAGUUUAUUAAAAUUAAUUAUAGGUUAAUUUACCAAAAUAAGACUGUUAUCUCACUUAGUUCAUAGGCAUACUAUAUAAAAAGUAGUUUUAACCGGCCGAUAUUUUAUGUAAUAUAAAAUUAAUAAUGUAGGCCUAAUACUAUUAUACCAAACUACACUGUCACUUACUGGCCUAAAUUAAGUUAGUAUUUUAAAUUUUAAUAAGGUACUUAAUUAUCAAAAUUAAGUAAGGGUCUCAGUUAAUGUUAUUUUCUUAUAUAUACUAACUGUAAAAUAAUAUUUCACAUUGGAACAAUUCCAAUCAGUGGCAUAGGGCAGGGAAAAAAAGCGGAGUGGGUGUGCAAUUAGCCAUAUAUAUAAUCGCUCAUAUUAUGGAGUUUAGUAUAAUUUGAAGGUAGAUAAUAAUUUCAUGCAUUCAUUUUAAAAAAGAAUUUUUUUCUUUUUCCAAAAUCAUGCAAAGAUCUAGUCUUAAUGUUAUAUAUUUGUUGUGUAUCAGUUAAAAAGACAAUGAAAACAUAUUUCUCUUAUUAAAAGGGACAAUAUUAGCAUUAAGAUUAAAAAGGAGAUUAAAAUUGAUGGGUGAAACAUAUUUUUCCCAGAUUAGUUUGAAUUAAUGUGCAAUGAUCCUAAAAAAAAAUAUACUCAAAUGAGACUAGCACUAAAUAAUUAAUAUAAUAUAGUUAUAAAAGUGUGCAUGAGUUUCUAAAAUAUUUGGAUAGUAAAUUUUCAAUUAUUGUAUAUUGACAGUUCAAGUUCACUUCUAUUGUAUAAACGUGUUUAGAAAAUAAACAUAAAAACAUAUUUCCAUGAAAUAAAAUCAUAAUCUUACUUUAAAAAAAAGGCUUGUUGAAGAAGAGACUGCAUUUUCUAUAUUAGGUCAUCACAUGAUGCAACAUUACAGGGUACCUUAACUGGGCAACUAGGGACAUUAACCUGUUUUCAUCAUUAAGAAACUGACCCUCACAGCUAAUUGACCUCUGACGUGACCAGCUCUUGUCAAAAGUGUGCCAUUGAUAAGCCUAUUGCUAAGAUUAAAGGCUGAUUUCAUCAGGGGUUUUUUCUCGGACGGAGCAACUUUUUUCUCCCUUGCCCAUUUUUUCUUUGUCUUCGGUUAUUUUAUCUUUAGAUGUUACUAAAUAAAAUGUAUGCCACAUUUUAAAUGAAAUUAUAAACAAGCAAAAGGCAAAAAGAAGUAUUAUAAAUUAAAAAACAAAAUAUUCAAAAAUGUACUUUUUCUUUUAGCAUUGUUGACCCCCACCAUUCUGAUGGAGACUCAUAUUUGCUUUGUUUUCACCCUCUGUGUCCUCUUGGCUGGACAAGGUAAAUCUUAAAGUUUGCUAAAUAUUACUAAUAAAUUUUAAGAAGGCCAAUGCGUAAUGAUAGAUCUAGUGAUUCUCAUUUAAUCAUCCUAGAUAUGGUAGUUGGGAUAUUAAAUAAAAGUAUUAAAUGUGGUAUUGGCUAGUAGUGAACAUAAUUUUAUAUUAGAAUGCAGUGGUUAUUAAGAAAUUUAAAUAUCAUAUUGGAAACUAAUCGAUAUAAAGAAAUUUAAAUGUCAAAAUGGAAAAUAGAUGUUUGGAAAAUUAAACGUUGUAUUGGAAAGUAGUGGAUAUAACUUUAUAGUGGUUCACUAAUUUUUAAAAAUAUUUUUGUAUAAUUAAUUAUACUAUUAUUUUCCAGCUAGUGCUAAUGAAUGUGGUUCAAGUAUCAUUGCUAACGCCAGUGGAAAUAUAACACAACCUUCAAAGCCUCAAGCCUUACCAUGUGGUAUUAACAUCACCGCAAAUGCAACUGUAUUUUUUCAAGUAGAGAAUCUAGUACUCCUGGGCAGUGAUACUCUUGUAAUUUAUGAUGUUUUAAAUGCUUCUGCUAAAGAACCGAUUGCCAGCUACAAAGCUGGAGACAUUGGUAUGUAAAUUUAGCAAUAGAUGUGUGGCACUUGCAUAGCUUCUUUACUGUACACAAAUGUAUGUCACUGAUUUGUGAUAAUGUGUUUUUUUGAAUAUUUUUUUUAUUUUUUCAAUUCACAAUGUAUGAAAUCAGUUAUUGACUUCACACCAAGAAAUGUCUAUUUAAUAAUUUUUCUUUGCAUCAUCUGGGUUUUGCGUAGUGGUUAUUUCUACUGUUUUCUUUAAACACAAAUGUCGGCAUAAAGUGAAUAUUUUCUUUGUCUUCCAUCAAUAAUGUCAGCAAUUAGUGUUGAAAAUUGCCUGUGUCUUCAAUCACAAGUUUCAGCCCACUGUGAUUGAAUGUCAACCUUGUGUAAGGUUAAAUUAAAGCUUCUGUUACAGUGGUAACUUCAAAUGGGAUCUAUUUUCUUAAAUUAAAAUCUUUUAUGUGUUAAAUAAAAAAAGAAAUUAGAGACAUUGUUUUUGGGCAGGAUUUUUCCCAGUUGAUAUCAAAAUAUUGAUUAAUUUUAUCUAAGUGAUCAUCAAAAAAGUUAAUGACUCACCGAAAUGGCAUUCUUUGCUUUGGUUCACUAACAGGUUCUAUAGAUUUUUUCCCCAUUUUUUCGUAUGGAUCUGAAAGUUAUUUAUAGGUGUGUACUAACUAUUCCCCUCCAUCCCAUUCAUUUCAUAUUUUCAAAACAUAAUACAAGUUUUAAAAUUAAAAAUCCUUAUUUCAGCACCAUUCCCUGUGGUCGCAGCUCUACAGAAGAACAUAACAAUUAUCUUUACGGCUGGAGUCAAUUCAACUUCUAAUUGGACCUUGAACUAUAGUUUGGGUGAGUGAAUGAUUCAUUUGAACAUGUUUUAGUCAUAGCAAAGCUGAUUCAAGUUUAUGGUAAGUUUAUAAUUGAUCUCAUGGUUUAAAUACAAGCAUGUUAAGUUUGGAGACACUCAUGAUACUGUCAGGCUUGUCAAUAAAUGCUACUGUUAGACCUCUAAGUACUUUCAAUUUCCUAAGAAUGUGAGCGAGCCUCAACACAUAUACAGAUAGUUCUAAGUACGGCAGCUGGUACUGAUUCUUGCAAGAUGUUCUCUGUGGUGAAUGACCUUCUUGGGAAGAAAUCAGCACCCCUUGUUUUGCCUGACAUGAGAAGCGAGCAAGCUGCAGUUAAACUGAGUGACUUUUUCACUGACAAAAUUGAAGCAAUCACAAGGAGCUUUGGGGAAUGUUGCAAUUUGUAGUCUUUGAAGGCAACCUUCUGGUGGAAUUUUCCCCAGUUUCCCCAUGAACAAUUAAGACAUAUAAUCCUGGCAUCUAAACCUGCAUUUUCUAUUGUUGACCCCAUCCCAACCAGGACUGUUUUUGACUGUCUGGAAGUCUUGCUUCCUGUACUGGUCAACAUCGUGAAUAUUAGCCUUCAGUCUGCUACAGUCCCACAUCUCUUCAAGCCAGCGGUCGUUAAGACUCUGCUUAAAAAAAGUGGUCUGGACCCAAAUGACUGCAAGAAUUUCCGCCCGGUCUCCAACCUGCCCUUUGUAUCUAAGAUUCUUGAGAGAGUUGUGUCACAGCAGCUUGUGCAGCAUAUCAACACUUAUGACUUGCUUGACAAAUUUCAAUCUGCAUAUUGACCUGGGCACAGCUGUGAGACAGCACUACUCCGUGUUAUGAAUGAUGUUCUUUGUAGUGCUGACCGUGGCGAUCUGACAUUAUUGGUUCUGUUGGAUCUCAGUGCUGCCUUUGAUGUGAUCGACCAUGAGCUUCUACUGUCAAGACUUCUGAAUGUGGCAGGCAUCAAUGGCACCGCACUUUGCUGGUUUUCUUAUCUGACUGACAGGACUCAGCGUAUUGUUGUGAAGCAGGCAUCUUCCAUGGACACUUCCGUUACCUGUGGUGUUCCACAGGGCUCAGUUUUUGGACCUAUUCUGUUCUCCAUGUACUCUAGCCAGCUCAGCAUAAUGAUUAAAAAUCAUGGUAUUUCCCGCAAAAUAUUUGCAGAUGACACAUAACUAUACAAGUGUUUUCACCCUGAUCCCUUGGAGUGUGCUAAGGCUGUCGAGGACUGCUGUCUUGAUGUGAAAGAAUGGAUGUCUGAUCAAAGGGGGUAAAAUUAAAUGAUGAUAAGACUGAGGCAAUUAUUUGUGGUUCAGACACCAAUCUUCGGAAAUUUGCCAUUGCAUCAAUAAAAGUUGGUGAAUCAGAGAUCCCGUUGUCUUCGACUGUCAGAGAUCUUGGCUUUUAUAUUUACAAUAAACUUAGUAUGAUUCCCCAUAUCAGUUCUGUGGUCAAGGCAUGCUUCUGUCAUUUGCGUGCCCUGGGUCAGCUGCGUCCUCAACUGAUUAGGAGAACAGCCAAUGAUGUAGGAGUAACACUAAUCCAGUCAAGAUUAGAUUACUGUAACAGUUGUUUGUGGGGUUUACCUCAGAACCAAAUUCAGAGACUCCAAAAGAUACAAAAUACUGCAGCACGCAUUGUAUCGCGAAUGAAGAAAGCUGACCACAUCACCCCAGUUCUACGAGAUCUCCAUUGUGUUCCUGUGAGUAAGCGCAUUUACUACAAAAUUCUGUCCCUGGCAUACAGCUGCAUAGAUGGCUCAGCACCGGAAUAUCUCAAAGAACUGAUUUAUAAACAUGCAUCCUUGAAGAGCCUGCGGUCUUCAACACAAUACUUACUGAGUGUUCCUAGUGUGGAUGAGCACAGAAAAAAGUCUAACGGAGUGCGCUCUUUUGAAGCGAUAGCACCAAAAUUAUGCAAUAGUUUGCCUCAAUCUUUGAGGGGAAUUGUAAAUGAUAAAAAACAUUUAAGAAACAUUUAAAAACUUUUUUGUUGAAAUUGAUUUCGGAAAACCAGAGCGCAGUGAUCAUGCUAAAGUGGCAUGGAUACCAGCGCGAUAUAAAUAUCAAAAUCAAUCAAUCAAGUACAAUUAUACAGAUAUUUCUAAGUACAGUUAUACAGAUAGUUCUAAAUCAGCGGUUCUCAACCUGUGGGUCGCGACCCCUUUAGGGGUCACGCGACCCUUUCCCAGGGGUCGCCUAAGACCAUCUGAAAACACAUAUCCUUACAGUUAUGAAGUAGCAACGAAAAUAAUUGUGUGGCUGGGGGUCGCCGCGACACGAAAAACUGUAUUAAAGGGUCUCGGCAUUAGGAAGGUUGAGAACCACUGUUCUAAAUGCACAUAUUACAGAUAGUUCUAUGUACACAUAUACAAUACAGAUAGAUCUAAGAACACAUACGCAGAUAGUUAUACAGUUAUACAGAUAGUUAGUUAUACAGAUAGUUCUUAGUGUACAUAUUAGAGAUAGUUCUACAUACAAUUAUAUAGAUAGUUCUAAGUACACAUGCAUAAACAUAUAGUUCUAAGUGCACAUAUACAGACAGUUCAAAGUGCACAUAUGCAGAUAAUUCUAAGUACACAUACACAUAAAUGUCUAAAUGCACAUACACAGAUAGUUCAAAGUGCACAUACACAGAUAGUUCAAAGUGCACAUACACAGAUAGUUCUAAAUACACAUUUACAUAUAGCUCUCCAAUUUUUACUUCCCUGUAGAUAGAAUUAUCAUCAAAUAUUAAGUAUCAUUUACUAUGAAUAUUUUAUUUCAUUAAUAGAUAAUAGUGGGGCUCAACAGAUAAGAGUUUGAUUUUUUAUCAGGUGGAGAAAUUGGUAUCUAGAUUGUCAUGUAGCUACUUGUAUAGUCACGAUGCCUUCCUUCUGUCACAGACUGUAAAGUGGACAUUUCCAAUGACUGGUCCCACAAAGUUGAUUCUCCAAAGUUUCUAGCCACUCCUGGGAAAAGCUUCAGAUGCAUCUAUGAUAUAGCAUGCAACCUCCCAUCGGAUCGAAUAGCUGCCCUGUCCUUUCUCUCUCUUUCGGUCUUCAAUAACUCCGAACUGAGUCUCAGCAGUGGGAUUAACAAUGCCAGCUUUACAAGUAAGUUUUUGUCUCUCCAUGUCACUCAGUCUCACCUGUGGAUAACUCAUUGUGUAGUGUUUUGCAACUUCCUAAAUUAAUUAAUAUUCCCAAGCAAAGGGGAGUAAUGCAGUUUUUUUAUUUGUUUAUGUUAGUAAAAUAUAUUUACAUUAAUAAUGAAACGAUAAAAAAAAAAUCAUCUGGUUUUCCUUAUGAAAUCACACAGGGGACAUAUGAUUUCAUUGCUGUUUUAAAAUAAUGAGAGAGGUGUUUUUAGGUGCGUUCGUAUGCAGCUGUCGUAAGCCACUUUUUAUGCAUUUAGUGGCAGCCGUAUGGAAUGAGUUCAAACUUUCCAGGUAAGUUUUGUGUAAGAGUCUAGUUAAUGUCACUGAAUCGCACCAGUGUGUUUAACAAUGCAGGCAGAUUACUGUAAAUUCAAUGUCACAAGUUAUGGUCUGUGUAGUAUCAGUUAUCCUAAGAAUUAGUUCUCAGUGGCAUGAGAUGCAGCUUCAUUUUAGCCAACUCUUUAGACAUAUAAUUUUGAAACCGGUUGUUUCGGUGUGAUGAUGAUGAUGAUGAUCCUGUUUUAGAUACAGUAGCUUUCCAAAAUAGAUUGAUGGACAGUAGCUUUUUGGAUUUUUCUCUCAUUUGUUCUAGUUUUGCUUUGAUGAAAUAUGUUUAAACUGGUUUUGGGGCAAUCAGAAUGCAUACAAUUGAUCUAAGUGCAUUGAGAGCAUUGUCUCUUGUUUGUUUCAUUUCAUGGCGCAUCCUGAGGGUUUUUAUUGUUCUCUCUAGAACAUGCAUGGCAACCUCUGGAAGUAAUGGCUCUGUCGACAAAAUCAUUGUACCUUGUACACAGACUUACUAAACCCUGUAGACAGACUUACUAAACCCUGAGCAAGACUUGCUAAACCCUGUACACAGACUUGCUAAAACCUGUACACAGACUUGCUAAAACCUGCACAUAGACUGACUAAACCCUGUACAAAGACUUACUAAACCCUGUACACAGACUUACUAAACCCUGUACACAGACUUACUUAAUCCUGUACACAGACUUACUUAACCCUGUAGACAGACUUACUAAACCCUGUGCACAGACUUACUAAACCCUUUGCAUAGACUUACUAAAACCUGUACACAGACUUACUAAACCCUGUCUACAGACUUACUAAACCCUGUGCACAGACUUACUAAACCCUUUGCAUAGACUUACUAAACCCUGUACACAGACUUACUAAACCCUGUACACAGACUUACUAAACCCUGUACACAGACUUACUAAACCCUGUACACAGACUUACUAAAUCCUGUACACAGACUUACUUAACCCUGUACACAGCCUUACUAAACCCUGUACACAGACUUGCUAAACCCUGUACACAGACUUACUUAACCCUGUCUACAGACUUACUAAACCCUGUCUACAGACUUACUUAACCCUGUCUACAGACUUACUAAACCCUGUCUACAGACUUACUUAACCCUGUCUACAGACUUACUAAACCAUGUACACAGACUUACUAAACCAUGUACACAGACUUACUUAACCCUGUACACAGACUUACUUAACCCUGUCUACAGACUUACUUAACCCUGUCUACAGACUUACUAAACCCUCUACACAGACUUACUAAACCCUGUGCAAGACUUACUAAACCAUGUGCAAGACUUACUAAACCCUGCACACAGACUUACUAAACCCUGCACGCAGACUUACCAAACCCUGUGCAAGACUUGCUAAACCCUGCACACAGACUUGCUAAACCCUGAAGACAGACUUACUAAACCCUGCACACAGACUUACUAAACCCUGUGCAAGACUUACUAAACCAUGUGCAAGACUUGCUAAACCCUGCACACAGACUUGCUAAACCCUGAAGACAGACUUACUAAACCCUGCACACAGACUUACUAAACCCUUUGCAAGACUUGCUAAACCCUGUAGACAGACUUACUAAACCUUGUAAACAGACUUGCUAUACUCUGUACACAGACUUGCUAAACCGUGUACACAGACUUACGAAAUUCCAUUAACAGACUCAUUAAACACCGUGAAACUUGAGAUGCUGGAGUUUUAUUAUUAUGAAUAUAAUUAUUUUAAAUUCAGUUUUUUUUGUGUGCAUAAUUAUCAUAUUAAAAAUAAUGUCCUGUGUUAAUUUUAACACAACUGGGUCUGUUUCUACCAUUAGUUUGUAUAUGAGUGAAGAGAGUGACUCAACAAUGUUUGCCAUGAUGUGCGGCAAUGGAGGCAAACCUCUUUUUCCUGAAAGUGUUUGUAUUUUUAUUUUAAAAUGUCAUUUUUGAUCGCUCAUUUCUCAUCACCGGUCUAAAAGUAGAAAUCAAACGUCUUUGACAUACAUGCAUUUGAUGUGUCGUUAGCUUCUACCAUUGAAUGUUUACAUAGAGAACAUACCAGAAAGGAGAAGAAAAUAACAUUUUAAAAAGCCACUGAAAGAGGAUGUAUACAGCUGCAAUAAUUACAUAGAUAAUCUAAAGAAAGAAUAUUCUACAUGCUUUUAGUGAAAGUUAGGUUUGUGAAAACACAUUUUAAAACUAUAUGAAGGUUUAGCAAAAUAUAUGACUUGAUUAAUCUAGUAAACCGCAUACAAAAUUGAGUAAAGGAUAAAGCUACGAAUUACUUGAUGCUCAUCGGACCACCUGUUUGUAUUCUUGGAAAUGGCUCUUCUUUGAACCGAUGAAAGGACUCGCCCUCUGAGUCCAGGUCAUUGACGUCCAGCCACACACGUUUCUGACCCUUCUCUCUACCAUUCUUGGCUGUGUCACCGCUUGUAAAUCUCUGAUGGCUAGAGCUGUGUCUCUGGCUGCUCGGAUGAACAUCAUUUACUGGUCUUGGGAGAUUGGGUUGAGUUUGUGAUGCCACCAGGGGCAUUGGUUCAACAUCAACAUCGGGCUGCACAAGGAUACAAUAGACGGGCUGUGCUUGGAGUAAGCUUGUGUCAGUGAUUGAUACGAUGGGGGGCUGAUUGGAGGGCUGCAAGGUCUCCCCGAUACCUCCGGCAAGAUAAUACAGUUGGUGACUUUGAGGCAAGCUGUGCCAGGUGGUUUGGGCUCUGAGGCUGGAGUCGGAAUGCGGGAUGAACCCGACUGGAAUAAGCCGCAGAAACUGAUUAAAUGGCUGCUGCGUGGUCGACUCAUUGUUCUCAGUAGGUGAGUCAAGGUUGGGCUGAGUGAACCUGCAAGUUCUUGUUGCUGUGCUAGAAAUCUCUUUGUGGUAUGAGUCACUGCUUGGGUGUAAAGUUAGUCCCUCAUUUUCAUAUAACUCAUGGCUGGAUGAAUGUAAUGUUGGUCGCAUAUUCUCAUAUGUCUUCUGCUCUGGGAACCCAAAUGUGGUUAUCAUAUCAGGAUUUUGCCACCUUUCACGACCACUCGACUGGUUUGUUUGGUGGGAUGAAAAGCGGUGAUAGUACCUUCUCUCAUUCAUUUCUCUGCCGAUCAUCUCCUUUUUUGAGACGUACUGCAACUGACUGAGUGGGACGAGCUGUAGCCUGUGAAACAGUAUGCUCUCCAGGAAGAGGAUGAGAGAGAGUCUCUGCAGGUCCCACUGGGCAUCCCUGUGGUCCGACACACUGUUGCACGUCUUGGACAUCAUGGCGAUGAGAGAGUUGAUGAGCAGCAAGUAUGUGAUCAGGAUGAACAUGACGUAGAGAACCACUGCCAGCCACAGCUCCCUGGCUUCAUACAGGAGGUCAAUGUCCCCGAGGCCGAGCAUCAGGUUGAACAUGGUCAGCAGCGUUGACCAGAUGUCCCGGAACUCUUUUCUCUCUGGCUCUGUCCUGAUGGUGAUGUACAUAGCCAGGGAGAAUGAAAACAGUUCAAGUAAUAUGAUAGAGCAGGAGCGUGGCAGAUCUCCAGAUAGGACUUUUUGAAACAUGACAGUGUAAAAAGAGAAUUUUUUCACUGAUCGCAAGAAGAACGUGAGAAACCACCAUCCUAUGAGUAAGGCCAGCAGCAGUGGGAUUGGGUUGUCUACGCCCGUCUUGUACAGGCUGAAGUCUAGGAUGAGACAGACUGAGAAGACGAUGAGCGUAGUUCUGUACCAGGCGUUGUGGUGAGGCAGACGCCAGUACCACCAUUGCCUGAGGUACAGCGACCGCCUCAACUCGAACAAGAUAAUCAAUGCGGCGUACACCAAGUGGACGUAGAUAGAAUGAUCAGUAAAGGAUCUGUGCUGCUGGUGCGUCGCGUUGUCGAGGUCAUUUUUCGUGGUGUUGACUCCAGCGAUGUCGCUGUUGGUAACUUUUGUCUUGAAAACAGCAUACGUGCUGAGUAAAACUGUGAAGGACAGGUGGAAUAAGGCCCAAGUGUAAUGGAUCUUUCUGUACCAAAUCCAUUUUUUUCUGAUGAUGUCCUUCACCACGUCAACAUUGACCAAGCCGUGCGCCUGCUUUGCGCUGCGAGAACAUAUUAUCUCCAACACUGACAAGGGCCGGCGACACUGGAGGCGCGCCCUUAGUCUACAGACUUGAGGGUAGCCACCCUUUAGCCCCGCUUUCAGUUUCUUGAAUUCUGACUUUUGCUGCGUCAGGGGGUCGAUCUCAGUGACGUCAUAGCGGUGCGUGUCCAUGACUCCAUCGUGGCUUUCCAGCACGCGGUAAACUCUAUCCAACCUGAGGAUCGCAGAGAAGGUCUCCAGUUGGCCGAGGUGCGCGGCAAGUUUGAGUGCGGACAUUUUGUCACGGUUGGCCUUGUACCAGACGGCCCGGGGGUCCUCUCGGGGGUGACUUGUCCGACAGUCUCUAAGCUUGCCGUGUAGGUAAUGCAACAUGCUGAUGACUCUGGAGGUUUUCUCUCUUCGAACACCGGCAAAUUUGAUCAAAGUGUGAAUCAGCGUGUCGCCAUGGCUGUUUGGUCUGCUGAUGCGAUCACCUUUGUCCAGUAAAAACGAGACCAUGUGCUCGUUGAAUGUAAGGGCGGCCACCGAUAACGCGAACUGACCCAUCAGCACGGUGUCCUUGAACUUUGAACCCGUUGCCCUGGACGCGAACAAUUGCUCCUGUUUGUCGGCGCCCGCGUGUUCUAUCAGGAACUCGCUGGCGCGGUCGUUUCCUUUGCUGAGCGUGAUGUGAAGUGCAGUCUGGCCCAGCCAAUCCCCCGUCCUAGCCACCGUGACGAGGCCGGGGCAUCGAUUCACGAGCCUCUCAAGGAGGGCGUUGUCCUCUUGGUACAGGGCGGCGGUAUGGAGGAGCGUGUCCUCUGUGCCCCUCUUGCCGCGUGUACCGCCCGUGAAUUGCUCCUUGUUGGUUUGACGGUAACUGAGCAGUGCGUCGCCGCCGUCGUCCCGACUGAGGAGUUCAUCCAGUCUUUGAAUGGCGUCGUCUUUACCAUGAGAACCUUUCUUGAUUUGGUGAUGGAGGUCGUUGAGGAGCGUGUCUGUGUACACCACCGCUUCCACGACCUUCUUCGCCCGGACAACACUACUGGGUUUGUUCCCUACGGGCCUAAUCUUAUUUCUUUUUGUCAUCUUCACCGGCUUAUCUUGUUUGCAUACUUGAGUAACGGUCACGUGAUGGCUUUAUCUUGUUUGCAUGCUUGAGUCACGGUCACGUGAUGGCUUUAUCGUGUUUGCAUGCUUGAGUAACGGUCACGUGAUGGCUUUAUCUUGUUUGCAUACUUGAGUAACGGUCACGUGAUGGCUUUAUCGUGUUUGCAUGCUUGAGUAACGGUCACGUGAUGGCUUUAUCUUGUUUGCAUGCUUGAGUAACGGUCACGUGAUGGCUUUAUCUUGUUUGCAUGCUUGAGUCACGGUCACGUGAUGGCUUUAUCGUGUUUGCACGCUUGAGUCACGGUCACGUGCCUGCUUUUCUCGCCAACAUUUCAAAGCUCCGCUUCAUCCUCUUGGAUGUCGUUUAGUUCUUGCAAGCAUACCCGUUGUUUAGAUUCUCUUGAUGUCCGUCCUCUCAACUACUCCAUCACGCGUGGUGGCGAGCCUCCCUUGCAAUGUGCGCUUGGCAUCAAGUCGCCGUGGCUCUCCGGUGUCGCAGGGUCUGCGGAGUCAAGGAUACGAACUGUUUUAUUUACAGACCCCGACCAGUCAAGGCAUCAAAUUAAAAGAAUUAUAGUUUCCAGUUCGUUAUUCUAAUUAGACUACUCUCACCUAGCCUCGGCGCAGUUCCCUUUAAUGAAAUAAAUGUCUUGUAUUAUGGCGUAUACUUUUUACGUUAGUUGACUUGACUUAAAUUAGAAAUAAUUUUUUGGAAUAACACCCCCUUGCCCCAAUAAUAAUAAAAUAUAAAAAAUACAUUACUCGAUCUUCUAUUUCUAUCAGUUAAAGGCCCCUAUUGAAAUUUGAUAGACAUACAUUAGCAAUAAAAUAGUUAGCCAUUAUCUUUGAAUGUCGGAGGUUAUCCAAAAAAUAAAGGUACUUUUUUUUGUUUUUUUGUUUGUUUGUUAACAAGCUUGUACCUGAUUUCACCUUGGAUUUAUAGAUUACACUUUACAGGAAAAUGUAUAUCGAUUUCUUUUCAUGCUCUGUUGUAUCCCCCUCUCCUUAACUCUAUCUCUACCGGUAUAUAUGUGUGUAUAUAGAGAGAGAGAUACCGGUCUCACCCCCCUCUUUAUUUGCCUCUGAACGGGACGUAGCUAGAGGGUUUGGCGUCAGGGGACAUGAUUCAUUCUUACGACCCCCCAACUCUGACCACCCCCCCCCCCCCCACCUAUCGAUAACACAGUCAAAGGCUACCUACCAUGUUACAUUUGAAAUAAGUCAAUUUGAAUAAACCCAAAGCCGAGUCGCCCCAAGGCCAGAACAACACGAGAUACCGGGGACGUGGAGAAAUGGCUAAUGGUAAUGAUAACACGAGGUUACAGGCGAGGUCACGACCAGGGACAAGAUCCUUCAAUGGCAACCUGGGAGGGGGGCAUGGAUGGCUUUAUCCAAUAUGACUUGUGGUAAUACUAACUAGCGCCUACUAAAUACUAACGAUACAUUAAAAGCCUGGAGUACUUUACCCCCCCCCUCCCCCGGGGCCACUCACAAAAGCCAGCCAGUGGUUACGUGUAACAGUCUACGGUGGCUACUAAAUGGUCCUGCAACACCCCCCCUCCCCCGGGGCCACUCACAAAAGCCAGCCAGUGGUGACGUGUGACAGUCUGCGGUGGCUACUAAAUGGUCCUGCAACACCCUCACCCCCGACCUUUUUUUUUUAAAAGAAAAAAACACAGCCGGUGGUUACGUGUGGCACAGUGAUGGUCUAGGGAGGGGGGGGGGCGGUCAUUUAACAAGGCUGUACAGAAAUUGGAAAAACACCUGCCCGAGUUCACCCGUCGACUGUCGACUCACGUACUCCGGUGCCCGUCGAAGCUGACGAGUUUGUGUGGAGUCUAAUGAUCUACCGAUUUAGUGGUAUUGAUUUUGGCAUUCUCUUUCAGAUGUAUCUUCAAACUGAAAGAUCAUCACGAUUAAUUCCUACAUCUAGUUCAUUAAAUCCUACAUGGAUCAUGUCCAUUAUUUCAUCAUCUCAACUUUGUAGUCUAGUAAACUUAGCAUGUUGACACGUAUUCUAUGAGCUUUUAAAGAAAUGCUGACCUUUGAACUCUUGUAACUUUUUAGUAAAAGAAAAAAGAAAGAAAAAAAAUGAUAUAAUCCAUCAGGGAUCAAAUUUGUAAAAAUAAGGUAACAAGCCUAUCUCGCCAGAACAGCAUUAAAUAUUAGCAAACUACCAUGUUUGAUGGAACCACCCUCCGGAACUAGCAUCAUUCGUGACAGUCCUUCUGGCGAGCCACGGCCCGGCAUAAGUAUACAGGUGCUAGUGCAGCGGUUAUCCACCUUCCUAAUGCCGCGACCCUUCAUACAGUUCCUCAUGUUGCGGCGACCCCCCAACCACAAAAUUAUUUCCCUUACUACUUCAUAACUGUAGAGUAUAUGUGUUUUUCGAUGGUCUCAGGCGACAACUGUGAAAGGGUCGUUCGACCCCCCCUAAAGGGGUCUCGACCCACAAGUUGAGAGCCGCAGUGCUAGCAGGAGGCGACAUCGGGUGCUAAUGGCAGUAGACGGUCACAAUACAACAAUCUUCUUGUAAAUCUGAUUGUUUAACAAAAAAAAAUUAAUAUAAUUUCUUAAAGUCGGGUAACUGACGGAUUCCCCGGGCAGUUACCUCGGGUGUGUACCCGGGCGGGCACCCGGGUACCCUUUUGACAACCGUGGUCAUUGAACGACGCCGUCCAGCUCCCCGGCCAGCCUAUUAUUAAUUCUAUCUCCGUGACACCGUUCACUGCCAUCUGGUCACUGGAACCCUGGACGGCCAGGGGACGGGCUCCGCGUAGUCUGGCACUUGACUCAAUUCUUAAGAGUGAUCUCAACUUAAAAAUAGUCUUUAUGGAAGGUCGGAGGUCAACUGCACACACACACACACACACAUAAUUGAUAUAUUAUCACACUGUGCUAUUAGUGUUAGGGAAGCCGUGCAAACCCAAUUUACCCACGCCAGCUAAUUUUAGCGUAUUUGCCUCGCCACGCAGGCAGAGGCGAUUUCAAUGACUUUAGUGUCUGUGUGUGUGUGGGGGAGGGGCAUGACUGCACUCCGAAUGCAUAAAGUACAGUCAACAGCACUUUCCAAUUGAUGGUGGUGGUUGGUGCUUGCUAACGUUAACAAGGAGCUGUCUCUAAACUCGCGGAACUCAAUGAAAAAUCUCAUUUCGUCAACCUGGCCAUUGGGUCUAUAACAUAUACAUGAUUUACUUGUCACUGGUCAUUGGGUCUAUAACAUGUACAUGACUUACGCGUCCCUGGUAUUGUGUCUACUUCAUGUACACGACUUACGCGUCACUGGUCAUUGUGUCUACACUUACGCCUCCCUGGUCAUUUUGUCUACUUCAUGUACACGACUUACGCCUCCCUGGUCAUUUUGUCUACUUCAUGUACAUGACUUACGAGUCACUGGUCAUUAUGUACACAACUUACGCGUCACUGGUCAUUGGGUCUACUUCAUGUACACGACUUACGCCUCCCUGGUCAUUUUGUCUACUUCAUGCACACGACUUACGCCUCCCUGGUCAUUUUGUCUACUUCAUGCACACGACUUACGCCUCCCUGGUCAUUUUGUCUACUUCAUGUACAUGACUUACGCGUCACUGGUCAUUUUGUAUACUUCAUGUACACGACUUACGCCUCCCUGGUCAUUUUGUCUGCUUCAUGUACACGACUUACGUGUCACUGGUCAUUGGGUCUACUUCAUUUACAUGACUUACGCCUCCCUGGUCAUUUUGUCUACUUCAUGUACAUGACUUACACCUCCCUGGUCAUUUUGUCUACUUCAUUUACAUGACUUACACCUCCCUGGUCAUUUUGUCUACUUCAUGUACAUGACUUACGCGUCACUGGUCAUUUUGUCUACUUCAUGUACACGACUUACGCCUCCCUGGUCAUUGGGUCUACUUCAUUUACAUGACUUACACCUCCCUGGUCAUUUUGUCUACUUCAUGUACAUGACUUACGCGUCACUGGUCAUUUUGUCUACUUCAUGUACAUGACUUACGCCUCCCUGGUCAUUGGGUCUACUUCAUUUACAUGACUUACAUCUCCCUGGUCAUUUUGUCUACUUCAUGUACAUGACUUACGCCUCCCUGGUCAUUUUGUCUACUUCAUGUACAUGACUUACGGGUCAGUGGUCAUUAUGUACACGACUUAGGCAUCAAUGGUCAUUGGGUCUACUUCAUGUACACGACUUACUCCUCCCUGGUCAUUUUGUCUACUUCAUGCACACAACUUACGCCUCCCUGGUCAUUUUGUCUACUUCAUGUACACGACUUAUGCCUCCCUGGUCAUUUUGUAUACUUCAUGUACACGACUUACGCCUCCCUGGUCAUUUUGUCUACUUCAUGUACAUGACUUGCGCGUCACUGGUCAUUGGGUCUACUUCAUUUACACGACUUACGCAUCCCUGGUCAUUUUGUCUACUUCAUGUACACGACUUACGCCUCCCUGGUCAUUGGGUCUCCUUCAUUUUACAUGACUUACACCUCCCUGGUCAUUUUGUCUACUUCAUGUACACGACUUACGCCUCCCUGGUCAUUGGGUCUCCUUCAUUUACAUGACUUACACCUCCCUGGUCAUUUUGUCUACUUCAUGUACACGACUUACGCGUCACUGGUCAUUGUGUCUACUUUAUGUACAUGUGUACACCUCACUGGUCAUUACGUCUGUUAUGUAACGUCCAACGGUCUUAUUGUAUCUACUACCUACGUCCAACAGACAUCGUAUUGUAUCUACUACCUACGUCCAACAGACAUCGUAUUGUAUCUACUACCGACUUCCAACCGGUAAUUAUGUCUGCAACCAAGACUUACCUUGAUUGCAAUCAACUCCCUUUGUUGACAUUGGAGCCAUGACUCACUGUGACUUCUCGACACAUGCACAUGAACACACGGUCAUGGCUGAUGGCCACUUGGAUGUGUUCAUGAAAGGUGCACUCCUUUCACCACGCAGACGUGUCUGUGUGACUUUAUCCAGGGUAAGGGCGGGCAUGCUGCAUCUAGCCAUUUCCUAACACUCUCAAGGGGCCAUGUGCCAGAUCAAUACUAUUGAUAUAUUUUACAAUGAUCGAGCAACAGAAUUCGAUUUAUUGGUCUGGGUUCAUUCGUGCAAACCGCAUGGAAACCGGGAGGCCUUCAGAAAGGGUGGGGGUGUUGAACAUUAGAGGGAUAAUCAUUGUUAUCGUAUAGUUAUGUGGACAAAUCAUCAAGAGUAAUAGAGAGAGAGAGAACAAUACAGUAAGGUAGGUAGAGAGUGAUAGAGGGGUGCUAGACAGAUAAGGGUGGAUAUGGAAAUGAAAUGAGGAUUGACCCAGUGAACAGGAAGAAUAAAUAGUAAUUUGAAGAGAUAACAGGAUAUGGAAGAUACUCAUAGUCAAGAACAAGACAGAAAGGGGGGAGGAGAAAGGUUAAAGGUAAAGAAAGAGGAGAGGAAACAGGAAGGAGUUGCAAUUAUAAAAUUUGGAAAAAAAAGGGGGGGGGGUUAAAUGCUAUUCAUGGAAACUAUUGAUUUCUUUCCCCAUUGAUGGGAUUGGCUCUAAGCACUGUUACUUUUGCUUUGUGUUGUGUACCUAGUGUGGCUCUAAGCACUGUUACUUUUGCUUUGUGUUGUGUACCUAGUGUGGCUGUAAGCACUGUUACUUUUGCUUUGUGUUGUGUACCUAGUGUGGCUCUAAGCACUGUUACUUUUGCUUUGUGUUGUGUACCUAGUGUGGCUCUAAGCACUGUUACUUUUGCUUUGUGUUGUGUACCUAGUGUGGCUCUAAGCACUGUUACUUUUGCUUUGUGUUGUGUACCUAGUGUGGCUCUAAGCACUGUUACUUUUGCUUUGUGUUGUGUACCUAGUGUGGCUCUAAGCACUGUUACUUUUGCUUUGUGUUGUGUACCUAGUGUGGCUCUAAGCACUGUUACUUUUGCUUUGUGUUGUGUACCUAGUGUGGCUCUAAGCACUGUUACUUUUGCUUUGUGUUGUGUACCUAGUGUGGCUCUAAGCACUGUUACUUUUGCUUUGUGUUGUGUACCUAGUGUGGCUCUAAGCACUGUUACUUUUGCUUUGUGUUGUGUACCUAGUGUGGCUCUAAGCACUGUUACUUUUGCUUUGUGUUGUGUACCUAGUGUGGCUCUAAGCACUGUUACUUUUGCUUUGUGUUGUGUACCUAGUGUGGCUCUAAGCACUGUUACUUUUGCUUUGUGUUGUGUACCUAGUGUGGCUCUAAGCACUGUUACUUUUGCUUUGUGUUGUGUACCUAGUGUGGCUCUAAGCACUGUUACUUUUGCUUUGUGUUGUGUACCUAGUGUGGCUCUAAGCACUGUUACUUUUGCUUUGUGUUGUGUACCUAGUGUGGCUCUAAGCACUGUUACUUUUGCUUUGUGUUGUGUACCUAGUGUGGCUCUAAGCACUGUUACUUUUGCUUUGUGUUGUGUACCUAGUGUGGCUCUAAGCACUGUUACUUUUGCUUUGUGUUGUGUACCUAGUGUGGCUCUAAGCACUGUUACUUUUGCUUUGUGUUGUGUACCUAGUGUGGCUCUAAGCACUGUUACUUUUGCUUUGUGUUGUGUACCUAGUGUGGCUCUAAGCACUGUUACUUUUGCUUUGUGUUGUGUACCUAGUGUGGCUCUAAGCACUGUUACUUUUGCUUUGUGUUGUGUACCUAGUGUUGCUCUAAGCACUGUUACUUUUGUGUUGGUUUGUGUACCUAGUGUGGCUGUAAGCACUGUCACUAGUGCUUGGUGUUUGUGUACUUAGUGUGGCUCUAAGCACUGUCACUAGUACUUGGUGUUUGUGUACCUAGUGUGGCUGUAGGCACUGUCACUAGUGCUUGGUGUUUGUGUACCUAGUGUGGCUGUAAGCACUGUCACUAGUGCUUGGUGUUUGUGUACUUAGUGUGGCUCUAAGCACUGUCACUAGUACUUGGUGUUUGUGUACCUAGUGUGGCUGUAGGCACUGUCACUAGUACUUGGUGUUUGUGUACCUAGUGUGGCUGUAGGCACUGUCACUAGUGCUUGGUGUUUGUGUACCUAGUGUGGCUGUAAGCACUGUCACUAGUGCUUGGUGUUUGUGUACUUAGUGUGGCUCUAAGCACUGUCACUAGUACUUGGUGUUUGUGUACCUAGUGUGGCUGUAGGCACUGUCACCAGUGCUUGGUGUUUGUGUACCUAGUGUGGCUGUAGGCACUGUCACUAGUGCUUGGUGUUUGUGUACCUAGGUACGCUGUAAGCACUAUCAUUAGUGCUUGGUGUUUGUGUACCUAGGUAGGCUGUAAGCACUGUCACCAGUGCUUGGUGGUUGUGUACCUAGGUAGACUGUAAGCACUAUCAUUAGUGCUUGGUGUUUGUGUACCUAGGUAGGCUGUAAGCACUAUCCCAACUGAAACAAAUGAAUAUUGAUUAAAAUAAUCUAAAUGUUUGUUGUGGGGGUGGGGGGACGUUUCUCAUCAUGACUUGCUGGGCACAACCUGCAUGGCCAGCUUUAGCUGCAGUUUUUCCCCAAAGUUGUGGUAUGCAGACUCUCACAGAUCUGAUCUGUUAGCCUUAUGUUGCCUGUUCUUACAACAUGGGCCAAGAAACUGGAAAUGUAAGUUUAAUUUGUCCUUGUUUUAAAUUAUAGACUGCAGGUGGGCUCCGGAUACCUGAGAACCAGCCCUGCCGAGCACAAUGUUUACCUUUGUCAAACUUGAUCACUGACAUUGUCUCCCCAUCUUCUUUCAGAUACAUCAAAUGGUGAAGACUUCUUUGCUGAGGGCAUAAAGCCAGUGAAAUUAGAUUUCCAGGUUGACACGGCUCAAGCUCAGAGCUUUUCUAUCUUUGUUGAACCAGUUGUUAACGGUAAGAACCGACCUCAGUGUCACCUGUGGCAGUAGUUAAAUCAAGAACCUAGCUGUUACAAUUGUUAAAUCAAGAAUCUAAAUAUUACAGCAGUUAAAUCAAGAACCGCACUGUUACAGUAGUUAAAUCAAGAACCUCACUGUUACAGUAGUUAAAUCAAGAACCUCACUGUUACAGUAGUUAAAUCAAGAACCUCACUGUAAAAGUAGUUAAAUCAAGAACCUCACUGUUACAGUAGUUAAAUCAAGAACCUCACUGUUACAGUAGUUAAAUCAAGAACUUAACCGUAGCUUAUAUUAUAAAAGUAUUAUCCACAGUUAGGGUGGUCUUCAAUUUAAAAAAAAAUAAAUAAAUAUAUGUGGCCAUUUUUGCAAUAUUUACUUUUUGCCUCUCAAAUAAAUCAGUGAAGGUUGGAAUACUUCUCCAGACCUGAUUAUAUUGCCAAAUAUUUUUUUUAGACCAGAUUAAUUUAAAUUUAAUUGAUAUUUUAAGUGUCAGCUAUGUGGCUUUUCUUAUGAUGGUAUUGGCACAAAAUACAUGCAUUUUAUUUGACUGAAAUGGCCACAUAAAAAAAAAAAUCUAAAAAAAUCUUUAAAAUUUUGAAUCAUUUGUAACUAUCAUCUUCCUUAAAAUAUAUUGUUAUAUUGUUUUGUUAUCAACUUUAUGAUUGCAGGGUUUCUCAAAAUCUUAAAAAGUCAUAUAUUUUUCAUUACAUAACUUAAUAUGAGUUUCUAAUUACAUAUUCCCAGCUUGCCUGUUGUCAGUGAUGAAAGGUGCUUAUGCAGAUAAAUUGUGCUAAUGAUGAUAAAAUGGACUGUGCUAAUGUAGAUGACUUGCACCUAUGUAUAUGAAUUGUGCUAAAGCAGAUCAACUGUGCCUGGGCCUUCUAUCGCUCAUGUAUAUGAAUUGUGCUAAAGCAGAUCAACUGUGCCUGGGCCUUCUAUCGCCCAUGUAUAUGAAUUGUGCUAAAGCAGAUCAACUGUGCCUGGGCCUUCUAUCGCCCAUGUAUAUGAAUUGUGCUAAAGCAGAUCAUUUUUGCGUGGGCCUUCUGUCGCACAUGUAUAUGAAUUUUGCUAAAGCAGAUCAACUGUGCCUGGGCCUUCUGUCGUACAUGUAUAUGAAUUGUGCUAAAGCAGAUCAACUGUGCCUGGGCCUUCUGGCGCCCAUGUAUAUGAAUUGUGCUAAAGCAGAUCAACUGUGCCUGGGCCAGCAAACCCAACAAAUUAUUUAAUAAAUGAUCCCCCCCCCCCCCCCCCCCCAAAACAGUAAAAAUGUAUUUUAAAUUCUGAAAAUAAUUGACUUCUAAUCUAAAAUUGAAUAGCAAAGAGCACUUGUAGAGGUUUGAAAAUAAACUUUUGAGUUAAUUUGUACCGGUUGUAAAUGGUUUUUUCCUUAUCACUCCUCAUCACACCUACUCAUCACUCCUCCUUAUCACUUCUCCUAUCAAUUCUCCUUAUCUUUUAUCACUCCUCCUUAUCACUCCUCCUUAUCACUCCUACUUAUCACCUCCUUAACACUCCUAAUUAUUUCUCCUUAUCACGUCUCCUUAUUACUUCUCAUUACUUAUCACUCCUCCUAAUCACUCCUCCUCAUCACUCCUCCUCAUCACUCCUACUUAUCAUGGCUUCUUAUCACCCCUACUUAUCACUACUCCUCAUCACUCCUACAUAACACUUCUCCUUAGCACCACUCCUACUUAUCAUGCCUUCUUAUCCCCCCUACUUGACACGCCUUCUCAUCACUCAUCACUCCUAUUUUUCAUCCCUCCAUAUCACUUCUCCAUUUUGUCACACCUUUUUUGCAGAUUGCUCAGGAAAGGUGGCCAUCAAGAAGACUUUUGAGGUCCCAAAGAACUUCAGUAACCCAGGUGUUUCCUAUGUCUGUCGUUGGGUGGUCAUUUCGAGCUUGGCCAGGAUCACAGCCAAAAUAAAUUCACUCCAGAUCUCUAAUGGCUAUGACCUCCUGACCUUCACAGAUGGAGGCUCUAGUAGGGCAGCCAUCUCCAAGUCAUGGUCAAGUGGCAUCAACGGUUGGUAUAUUUUAAAUACAGAAGCUGGGUGCAGUCGUCAUAGAUUGGUAUAGUUUAAAUACAGAAGCUGGGUGCAUUCGUCAUAAGUUGGUAUAUUUUAAAUACAGAAGCUGGGUGCAGUCAUCAUAAGUUGGUAUAGUUUAAUACAGAAGCUUGGUGCAGUCGUCAUAGGUUGGUAUAGUUUAAAUACAGAAGAUAUAGGAUGGGGUUUUAGAUGUAAGAAGGGAUUCACCAAAACUGUUUCAGGUUUGCAGAAUGUAGAUAACUUUGAUAAAAUCUGUGGUGUAUGACAUGUCAGCAGCAGUGUUUAGCUUUUAAAAUCUAUGUACACCUGAGCAUCAUCCCUUAAAGUGCUCUUACUUACGGCACUCAUGGAAUCCAAAUGGCAACAGUCUGCAAACACUUCUAUCCAAGUCAAAGUGUCUGUGGCUUAAAGUUAAAGCCAUCAGGUCAACGCACUUGAUGUCCUGCCCUCACUGCCCUGAUUGAACCAGGAUAUCAACCAACAAAACAUUCGGAUUGAGGGCUUUGGUUUUUAAAAAAAUUAAUAAAUACCCGCCAUUGUAUUUUGUUCACAGAAUCGCUGUUCCUGAGCUCAGGCAGCAAAGCUGUGAUCAGUCUUCAGCUGGGAGACUUUUCUGGUGCUAGGAGCUUGAAUCUGAGUCUUCUUGCAGCUGGUUGGUCUAAAAUUAUCUAUAUUAUCUUGUUGAUAUGGAAAUUAUUUAACAACACCCCCCCCCUCUCUCUCUCUCCCCCUUUUUGAAAAAUUAAAAAUUUUGAAUAUUUUUUAAUAGAAAUUUAAUGUCUUUUGAUCUAUUUAGUGGGCAUUAUUUUACUGCUUUCUGUUAAAAAAAACAAAACAACUGCCAGUCAUUACCCAAGUUAAUUUUUCUUUAUUUAGGAGACAUUUGUCAGGACAAAUUGUUAGAAAAGUGUGAAUUAGGUGCACACAAUAAUUUAUACUGUACUUCUUCCCUGAUGGCUUCCACUUUGGUAGUGUCUUUGCCACUGGUGAAUGCAUGUGAUUUGUAAUUCAUAAUAAUUUAAAGCAGUUAAACUCUGUAAAAAUGGUUAAAUUUUUGUGUAGACGGCUGAUACAUAUAAGACUUGAUCAAUAACGUCGCCUUGCAGAUGGUGGUGGGCCAAUCAGCAGCCAGGGAGAGCUCAGUGUCGAUGAUAAACAAGAGGACCUGGUCACCUACUAUCAGCUGAAUGCAAGCCCUGGACAGCUGGUGAGGACGGUGCUGCUGCUGCUGCUGUGCUGGCCGAUUACAAAAUAAAAUCUAAAACUAAUAGAUUGAGGUGCUCCGGAGGGUAAAGGGGGUGCUGAUGGCGAUGCUCAUGGGAAAGCUCAUGAUGGUACUUGGGGGAGCUCAUGGGAAUGAUGGUGCUACAUGGGGGUGCUCCAGAUGGUACAUAGAAGUGCUUGUGAUGGUAUUAGGGGGGUGGUCAUGAUGGUACAUUGGGGGGGGGUGCUCCUGGUUGUACAUGGGGGUGCUUCAGGUGGUUCAUGGGGGCAGGGGAGGUGCUUGUGAUGAUAUUAGGGGGGUGGUCAUGUUGGUACAUUGGGUGGGGGGUGCUCCUGGUUGUACAUGGGGGUGGUUCAUGGGGGGUUGAGGGUGCUUAUGAUGGUAUUAGGGAGUGGUCAUGUUGGUACAUGGGGAUGCUUCAGGUUGCCCAUGGUGGUGCGUCUGGUGGCACAUGGGGCUGGUGCUCAUGGUGCAUAUGGUCAAGAAUGUUCCUUUGAUAAACUCAUCUUUGGGGCACUCAUGGGAGCAAUUGCAAUGUUUGAGCAUAAACAUUUGAACUUUUUAGGGUUUGUUAGCACAUUUAUAUACUUCACUGUCUCUGUAUAAGCUCUGGCUCAUCAAACAUGUUAACCCACGCAGUAUCUGUAUAAGCUCUGGCUCAUCAAAUAUGUUAACCCACACAGUAUCUGUAUAAGCUCUGGCUCAUCAAACAUGUUAACCCACACAGUAUCUUUAUAAGCUCUGGCUCAUCAAACAGGUCUAGUCUUGGUUAAGAUUUUAAAUUGCGUGAAAAAACUGUGAUAAUAUAUUGUCACAGUGAAUGUUAUUUUAAAUGACUAUAGUUUUGACUCUGAAAACACUUUGAUUAUAAUUAUAUGGUAAAACAUUUCUUGAAAUUAAUUCCACACGCAUUGCUUCCAUUUCCUAUGAAGGUCAAAGUUAACAUCAGUGACAGGACAAUUAAUGAAACCAGUGUUGUCUUCUACGACGGCCUGCAGCCCACCGACCCGGUUUUGGUUUCACUCAAGUGAGUAAUUUUUUUUCCUCGUAGCCACAUGAGUUUUCUGCAGUAGAUUUCAAUAGGGUGGGGUCAAAAGAUUGGAAACAUUAUAAAUUUCAUGGCAUCCAAAUCUGUGAUCUUCUCCUUGGGAACAUUGUAAUUUUUCAUUAAUGCCUGUACUUACAUUUGAAAGCAAUGGACCUGUUGCUGGGUGUUUUAAGUUUUCUUCAUCAAUCCACCAAAAUCUCACUCCUUCUACAUCAACCCCCCCACCCCAACCUCAGAACGGCCGAGACCCUCCUCUUCAAAAGUCAGUCAUUAUUUUUAUAAUCUGGAAGUUUUCCCAAGGACCUAACUGGUUGAACUUCUCUUUAUAUUUUAAAUCAAUUCUUAUAAGGAUUAAUUUUUGCCCCGGCUUUGAAAAAUCUUUAAAACAAAAAUCAACCUCUCAACAGAUCGGGAAUUCCCAAUUUGAAGAUUGUGAUUGGUGGUAGCAGCGUACUUGUUGCCGUAACACGAGUCAGCAAAGCAAAUGUCUUUAAAGCUGCAUUCAGCAGUCUGGCCCCGGGUGAGUCUUUGCAGCUUUCAGUAACUAAUUAUUAAAGUGUUGGACUGCGGUAAAGCUUUUUACUAGGCUAGUGAGACACACACAAAAAAUGCAUGUUAAUAAAACAGUAUAGCUUAAACUUCAUAGUGUUGUCACACAAUUUACACAUUCAAAUGUGCAUCAGUACAACAACAAAAAAAAAAUUAAUAAUAAUAAAUUAUAAAAUAAUUAUUUGAUAUGUGAAUAAUGGGAUUUAGAUGUGCAUACAAAGGAUUGAGAUGUUCACAGUAUUGAUUGAAAUGUGCAUGUAGGGUUUGGGAUGUGCAUGUAGGGUUUGGGAUGUGCAUAUAGUGAUUAAGAUGUGCAUAUUUUAAGAUGUGCAUACAGGGAUUGGGUUCAGGAUAUUUUUAAAAUACUCCCCCUUGGAGCAGAUACAGUGUGUAUGUUAUAAGGGAUGGGAAGGGUCAUGCACAAUUACAUGGGGCUCACAAACCUCUUCAUAUAAUCUACAAUGAUUUAGUUCAUGUGUAUAUAUUUUACUUAAACUAUUAAAUAAAUGAUGGUUGUGUUUGAGCUGUUUGUAAAUAUCAGUUAAUAUAACAGUUUAAGAAAGUCUUGUCGGAGCUUGUUUUAAUGUGAUGGCAGAUUAACUUGUUUUAAUGUGAUGGCAGAUUAACGUGUUUUAAUGUGAUGGCAGAUUAACGUGUUUUAAUGUGAUGGCAGAUUAACGUGUUUUAAUGUGAUGGCAGAUUAACGUUUUUUUAAUGUGAUGGCAGAUUAACUAGUUUUAAUGUGACGGCAGAUUAACGUUUUUUAAUGUGAUGGCAGAUUAACUUGUUUUAAUGUGAUGGCAGAUUAACGUUUUUUAAUGUGAUGGCAGAUUAACUUGUUUUAAUGUGAUGGCAGAUUAACUUGUUUUAAUGUGAUGGCAGAUUAACUUGUUUUAAUGUGAUGGCAGAUUAACUUGUUUUAAUGUGAUGGCAGAUUAACUUGUUUUAAUGUGAUGGCAGAUUAACUUGUUUUAAUGUGAUGGCAGAUUAACGUGUUUUAAUGUGAUGGCAGAUUAACGUUUUUUAAUGUGAUGGCAGAUUAACGUUUUUUAAUGUGAUGGCAGAUUAACUUAUUUUAAUGUGAUGGCAGAUUAACUUGUUUUAGUGUGAUGGCAGAUUAACGUUUUUUAAUGUGAUGGCAGAUUAACUUGUUUUAAUGUGAUGGCAGAUUAACUUGUUUUAAUGUGAUGAACGAACUGUUUGCUCCCAAACAGUAAAAAUGAACAUGUAAUGUAUUUGAAUAUAUUGAAACCCAAUGUAGAAUGUUGCAUUUUAAUAAACAUUUUGUACAAUCAUACAUUGUCAUUUUCUCUGACAUUUUGUAACAACCUCUCUCCCCUACUGUUGUACAGGAUGUGAUCAGCUGGCCACCGGGAACAGUGGCUCCUGGAACUACAAUAGCAAUGUCGUAGGAGUUUGCCGUUACACUGUCAACCCCAAUACUAAUACUGAUGGUGAGCGAAGUUCUAGACACUGCAAUUUAAAACAAUAUCCUGUCACAUUGUGACCCAAAACCAGUCUAUAAAUUUAGAUUCUAUUUUGGUUUGUUCUUAAAAAUGAUGGUCUGAUUUUUAUUUGCGUUUAAAUUUUUAAAAAUGUUUGCUUAAGCUGUCAACACAUUCAGACACAUUCUUCUUCUUUACUUUUAUGUGGUCAAAUCAGGUGCAACUAAAUCUAAUAAACUAAUUAUAAUUAACCUUUAACUAAAUUUUAAUUAAUUAAAAAAUCUUAAUCAAACUAGGCAAUAGAUUUGUGCUACUUUGGCAGGUCAGAUUAUCUUGUACCUGGACAGCCUCACUCUGAGAGCUGGUGAAUCCUUGAAAGUUUUAUCGGGAGUUGACAGCUCCACUGUUAUCGCUCAGUUUGAAGUGCCAGCUGGUGAAACUGCAGCCCAAGAAUUUAACCUUUUGCAGGUUCACGGAACAGCUCGGGAAGGCAUCAGGUGUGUAAUCCUAACUCUCUCUCCUUUUUUUUUUUUGAUGCUUAAGUAGUUGGCAGUUUUAUUUUCCCAUGAGUUUGUCUCUUAUAGCUUUACAGGUACAUUUACAGCUUUGCUGAAGAGUUUGUCAUGAUCUGUUAUCUGGUGUCAUGAUCUGUUAUCUGGUGUCAUGAUCUGUUAAGCUGGUGUCACAAUCUGUUCAGCUGGUGUCACGAUCUGUUAAGCUGAUGUUAAAAUCUGUUAAGCUAGUGUCAUGAUCUAUUUUAAAGCUGGUGUCAUGAUCUGUUAAGCUGGUGUCACGAUCUGUUAAGCUGGUGUCAUGAUCUAUUUAAGGGCUGGUGUCAUGAUCUGUUCAGCUGGUGUCACGAUCUGUUCAGCUGGUGUCACGAUCUGUUAAGCUGGUGUCAUGAUCUAUUUACGGGCUGGUGUCAUGAUCUGUUAAGCUGGUGUCAUGAUCUAUUUAUGGGCUGGUGUCAUGAUCUGUUAAGCUGGUUUCAUGAUCUAUUUAUGGGCUGGUGUCAUGAUCUGUUAAGCUGGUGUCAUGAUCUAUUUAUGGGCUGGUGUCAUGAUCUGUUAAGCUGGUGUCACGAUCUGUUAAGCUGGUGUCACGAUCUGUUAAGCUGGUGUCAUGAUCUAUUUAAGGGCUGGUGUCAUGAUCUGUUCAGCUGGUGUCACGAUCUGUUCAGCUGGUGUCACGAUCUGUUAAGCUGGUGUCAUGAUCUAUUUACGGGCUGGUGUCAUGAUCUGUUAAGCUGGUGUCAUGAUCUAUUUAUGGGCUGGUGUCAUGAUCUGUUAAGCUGGUGUCAUGAUCUAUUUAUGGGCUGGUGUCAUGAUCUGUUAAGCUGGUGUCAUGAUCUAUUUAAGGGCUGGUGUCAUGAUCUGUUAAGCUGGUGUCAUGAUUUAUUUACGGGCUGGUGUCAUGAUCUGUUAAGCUGGUGUCAUGAUCUAUUUACGGGCUGGUGUCAUGAUCUGUUAAGCUGGUGUCAUGAUAUAUUUACGGGCUGGUGUCAUGAUCUGUUAAGCUGGUGUCAUGAUCUAUUUAAGGGCUGGUGUCAUGAUCUGUUAAGCUGGUGUCAUGAUCUAUUUACGGGCUGGUGUCAUGAUCUGUUAAGCUGCUGUCAUGAUCUAUUUACGGGCUGGUGUCAUGAUCUGUUAAGCUGGUGUCAUGAUCUAUUUACGGGCUGGUGUCAUGAUCUGUUCAGCUGGUGUGCAGUUAAAACAGUGCAAGCUAUGGAGCUGGUUGAGCAGGGAUCCCCAGCCAAAGCUGGGAGCUGGCAUUUCAAGUGGUGCCAUGAAAUGAGUUAAGAACAGAGGAGACAGCUUUUAAGUCAUUAUAUCAAUGUUUACACCAAAGCCAACAUGGCAAACUCUGAAUUCAAACCAGGAGCCAAAAUGAUCAAUGAUAAACAUUUUCUUGUACCGGUAUAUAAUAACUCAAAAGUUUAUUUUUCAAACCUCUACAAGUUCUCUUGGCAAUUCAAUAAAAAGAUUAGAAGAUUAUUUUCAGAAUUUAAAAUACAUUUUUACUGUUUUAAGGGGUGCGAGAAUUUGUUAAAUAAUUUGUAGGGUUUGCGGACAUAUUUAAGGUUGGAAAACCAUGAGCUAGAGUUUUCACAUGAGCUAGUCCUUUAAUAAUUAAGGCAAACUACAAUGUGAACAGAUCACUGUUAAAAAAUAAGCAUGUCAAGGGGACAGAAAGUGCCACCGAGGUCUUAUACGCCCAUCAUAUGUUAACAGUAUCGUAAGUUUAAUUAUUUAUAUGUUAAAAACAUUAUAUCUCUAAGUAUUUAUAUGUUACGAAUGUCAUAAGUUUAGAUAUUUAGAUGUCAACAAUAUCUCCAUUUGGCAGUGUUGAUCUGGCAAGAAAUACAGCUGAAACAUUACCAAGUAAAACUUCAGUGAGAUAUGAAGUUGUGAGCUCAGGUAAUGAAAUUUUUUUUCUUGUGUUGUGUUUGGUGAAUAUUGGAUGAUAGCAAAAUUAACUUACAGGUCCAGUGAACGUUUUAAAAUUUUUUGGCUUUUCAGAAAAAGUUUCUAUCAGUUUGUUUGGGUUAUAUGUUAGGGGAUUUAAAAAAUAAUUGGAAAAAAAAAACAUCUGUACAUUUUUCUUAAUUCUUCGUAGUACAUAGUGAACUCAUAGUACACUGGCAUUAAUCUUAGUGGAUGGUGAACUCAUAGUACAUUGGCAUUAAUCUUGGUGGAUAGUGAACUUAUAGUACAUUGGCAUUAAGUUUGGUGGAUAGUGAACUCAAAGUACAUUGGCAUUAAUCUUAGUGGAUAGUGAAUUCAUAGUACAUUAGCAUUAAUCUUGGUGGAUAGUGAACUCAUAGUACAUUGGCAUUAAUCUUAGUGGAUGGUGCACUUAUAGUACAUUGGCAUUAAUCUUGCUGGAUAGUGAACUCAUAGAACAUUGGCAUUAAUCUUGCUGUAUAGUUAACUCAUAGAACAUUGGCAUUAAUCUUGCUGGAUAGUGACUCAUAGAACAUUGGCGUUAUUCUAUCUGGACGUUGCAAUCAUUUUGGAUUAGCGUUACUCUAAUUGGAUGCACACUAAUUGAAGAUUGUCUAACUCUCUUGAAUCUCAAACUAAUAAAAAUAUUCAGCAUGGGACAGCUUGUCACCCUCAUGAGUAAAAUUAGCCAUUAUUUAAUCGUUUCUUUGAUUUAGUUGCAAUAAAUUGAUUCACAGAAAUGUCUCAAGAUACAAAUUAAAAUGAACAAUUAUUUUUCUUUCCUUAAACAUUUUGAUUGCUGGUGAAAUAUGGAGUGUAUAAAAUUAGCUCAAGCAAGUUUUAAUUUUAAUAAUAUUUGUUGAGAGAAAAUUCUUAAGUUAUACUUAAUUAAGCUAAAGAAUCCCUCCCCCCCCCUCUCUCUCUCUCUCUCUCUCCCUCCCACUUUCCUUCUCUCUCUCCUCCCUCCUCUCAUCCCUCCUCUCCUCCCUCCUCUCAUCCCUCCUCUCAUCCCUCCUCUCCUUCCUCCUCUCGUCCCUCAUCUCCUCCCUCCUCUCGUCCCUCUCUCCCUAUUUCCUCUCCAUUUCAAUCCAUCUCACCUGCCUCCAUCUCACCUGCCUCCAUCUCACCUGCCCCCAUCUCCCCUCCUCCUGCCUCUUCCCCUAUCCCCCUCACCCCCCUCCCCUCCCCCACCCCUCCCCCCCCCCCAGAUAAAGCCUGGCAUGUAUGGACCUUUUGGUCUGAUAUAACUUUGUUUUCUUGUUUACAUUAUAAUGUCUACAAAUCUUUCUUCCGUGAUUAUUAAUCCUCAGUUUGUGGAGGCGUGCUCAAGUCCAAGGGUGACCUUACCACCCCCAACCACCCCAAUGUGUAUCCAAUCAAUGCCAAAUGUGCAUGGACCAUCAAUGAUGCUAAAGCCGACCAGUUGAUCCUGCUGACGUUUCAAAGUCUCAAUCUGGCCCCGGGCCAUUCACUCAAAGUGAUAGAAGAUGACACAGUGGUGGCCGGAUAUGGUAGGUCUCGACUGUGUGCCACUGCAUGAGGUUGUCUGAGCUUAAUUCCAAGGCUAGUCUUAAACAUUAAUGUUAAUUGUAGAAUUAUGUGGAUACCCUUUUGUUCUAUACAAUUUUUGGAAUAAAUUUAUAUUUACACCAAAAAAAAACAACAUACAUUUUUUUAUUUUGUUUUUAAGUUUGGUUGUUAAAUUUUUUUCUCCAAAAAGCUGCUAAGGUUUACAUUAUUUAAAUAAUAUGCACAGAAAUUCUUUCUUCUCAUUGUUGAAGAUAAUUCUGGUCCAUAUUCAUUUCCAGGAGGACAGGUGACGCCAACAGCAGAUCUGCUGGUCAAAGCCACCAAUGUAACCAAGAUAGAGUUCAACUCUCCCACUGAAGGGAACAGCAGCCAGGUGGGAUCAGGAGCCAAAGUCAGCUAUCUAAGACCAAGUAGGUUUGUCUGGUGUUUGAAAUUACAGUAAAUUGCUUGUCCAGUGUCUGUAAGUUAUAUGUUUUUAUGGUGUCUUUAAGUUAGUUGUUUGUCUGAUGUCUGUAAGCUAGUUAUUUGUCUGGUGUCUGUAAGUUAGUUGUUUGUCUGGUGUCUGUUACAAGAUUUGUUGGAUAUUUAAUACAAAACUAACAGUAGUUAUAAAUCAGAAUGAAAGAUGAUUUCCUCUUUGUCUGUGUUAAGUCAGGGGCCCCCCAGGGCUCGGUGCUGGGACAUGGAAUUUCACCCUGCCAAGGGCUAGACACUGUCAGUCUCUACAAGUUGUACUGCUCUACACCCCCAUCUACACCCCCAUUACGAACUGCAUUGCCAUAUACUUGAGUUAGUUUCUUCCGUAAGACAUUGUUACCAUUGAAAGAGAGGUCUGCUGGGACGAGCAUAUUAACAAUUUGUGCAACCAGGCAAUCAAGACCCUAGAGUUUUUAAGGCGAAAUCUAAAGAUCGGCAACUCCAGUGUGAAAGAAAGAACUUAUAAAGCCUUUUUCCAGCAUUUAGAUUACACAUCUUCAGCCUGGGACCCAUUUACCUAGAAGAGAGACAGGUUGGAGAUGGUCCAGUGACGGGCAGCACGCUUUGGCCUGAACCGCUACAUGAAUUCUUCUAGUGUUGGCAUCAUGUGAAAAAACUAGACUGCUCACCAUUGAAGGAAGGAUGACGACUAUCCAGGCUCUUAAUGAUAUACAAGAUAAAUGAUGGACUGGUCCACUGCUUCAGCAUUAAACAGAAAGUCGUCCCUCUCCCCAUAGACAGCGACGAGGCCAUGACAGGCAGUUCCGGCUCAUACCAGCAAAAAGCCAGUACAGGAGCUGCUCAUUCCUGCUAAAUACAAUCAGGGACUGGAGCAAACUUUCAAAAGGAACAGUUGAGGCGACAACACUUGACACAUUUGCGUCUAUUGCCUCAAGCCUUCCAAACCCCGGUUCAUCGUACCCUCGCUGAGUAGCAUUUGCAACCAUUGAAAUAUCCUCUUCAACAUCAGGCUCAGAAAUAUUGCAAAUCCCAUCUGCAUACAUAGGAGCCAGAAUGAUCAGUACAUUGAUCAUUUGCCCUUAAUAUAUAGAAGAAGAAGAAGACGGAAAAAGAAAUAUAUUGUCUUUUUUUUUCAAGCCUAAACAAAUCUUGUUACACUAUUUAUUUACUUCACACAGCUUGAACACUGUCCAUUGUAUAUAUUUUCUAAUAGCAACAGUCCCUUGUAUACAUUUUCUAAUAGCAACAGUCCCUUGUAUACAUUUUCUAAUAGCAACAGUCCCUUGUAUACAUUUUCUAAUAGCAACAUUUUAUAACCAGUUAUGCACAUUUUAUGCAUCUGAUGCUCUAGUGAGCAAUGUUCUUAUUGAAUCUUUCAUUUCUUCCAUGUAAUCCCUUUCAGCCUGUGGAGCCAACCUGACAUCUAUUUUCUCAAAUAAUGUGCCUGUCCCAUCCUCCUUGCCUGACAACAGUCUCUGUGUGUGGUCCAUCGAUGUCAAGAACACAACGGAUAAAACCAACUCAACAAAUAUUAUCAGGUUCAACAUCACCACCCUUGAAAAAAAUACUACCAUAAUGUGAGUAUCAGUGGGGAUUAUAUACUAGAGAACAUAGUUCUAUACUCUCAUACUGUCAGUAUCAAGGGAAAAUUUACCUGAGAACAUAGUACCCACCAUACAGUGGUGAGGUAAUCCAUUAAUGUGGUUUUAAAAAAAAAAGGACUGGGUCUCUCAUCUGAUUUUAUAAUUCAAAAUACGCUAUUGAGCCUUCCUAACUUUUCAUAUGGUUGACGUACAUUGUAUUGUUACACUGUAGAUAGUGUUUUUGUGUGGCGAAUACGAGGUUUAAAGCUCUUAUAAAGUAUAUGGAGACAUACAUAAAUUGUUACAACUAAAUGCUGUCUCAAUGGAGCCUCAUUGACUGCUUUAAAUUAUCACGUGAGAUCAGACAUGUCCCAGUUAUUGCCUUCAUUUAUCAAUAUGCACAUAUUUUCAAACAUUUUAACUCUUUGCAGUUCAUAGGUUUUUUUCUUCUUUCUUUCUUUUUUUCUUUUUUUUUAUAAGAUCAUCUCACAUAAUGGGAUUCCAUAAAAAGAGUAGCAGACUAAUACCCAUAAUGUUGCAUAUUUAUUUGUCCUAAAAUGAAUGGAGAUUCAUGUUUUUUAAAUUGUGAUUAAAAAUGAUUGUGUAUUUUCUUACAAUCAUGAUUGGACUGAGAAAAUGUUUUUACAUUUUAACAUUUUUUCCACAAACAACAUACUGUGGGGAGAAAAAAAAAAGAGGAAACCUAUAGAAGAAAAAGUUUUAAAAAAUUUUUUUUUUAAAUUCUGCAAUAAAAUAUACAAAAUCCAAAAACAUUUUUUUUUGCAAAUGCGAAUGUUAGUUGUUUAAAAAUAUAUUUUUUUGGUGAAACAUGCGUAAAUAGUGUUUUUGCGGUUAAAUUUUGACAGUGACCUUAUUAUACAAAAUUAUUCCAAUACAAAGUUUAAAAACAAUUUUUUUAUAUUUAAAAGUUUAUAUUUAAUAGGAAUACAUUAAAAAUUUAUUAUAAAAAAUAACUUUAAUAAUUUUGUUUUUAAAUUAUUGAAAUAAAUUUUAAUAGAAAAUAAAUAAAUAGAAAAAUAAUAAUAAUUAAGCUAGAGCUUACAUAACUAAAUGAGGCCUAAACAUACAAAUACACAAAAAGUCUAAGAGUCUUCUAGGCUUAGGGGAUAUUCUAACAAUCAACAAUUAUUUCAAUUAAAUAGAAAUGUUUUUCACAUUUCAAACAUUUAAUUACCAAUACAGUCUGAUGCUCUUUCUUUUCGAGACAGUAACUCUGCAUCAUGGAAUUAGACUCACGUCCAUAAGUAAAGAAAAACAAAUAAAGUGUCCUGUAGUUGUUAUUUUCUCCCAGUUAGUGUACAGGUGCUUCUUUUUCUUCUCUCAUGUGGUUGGCAUACGCAUGGGUGUAGUCACAAAUUUUUUUAAUGAAAUCCUGAAAGAGAAAGAAUUUUGAAGAAAUUUCCUGUGUACGAUAAUUGGUUUGUAUGUAAAUUGCAGGCUAGCAUGACAUAAAAGAAGGAUUUUAUUGAUAUAACACAGAUAUAACAAUAUUAUAAUAGUUGUAAUAAGAAAAUAAUAUAUUAUAUUAAAAUAAAAGUGAUAUUUAAAAAAAAAAAAAAAAUAAACAAGCAUCAGGCAUAAAACCUAAAUCCUUAGGCCUAUGCCUAUCUCUCAUUAGUACUGCAAUUAUAGGAUCAAAUAUUCCUUACCUGCAGUUUUUAAUUUUUGCAUCAUAUUUCUAGUCGUCUGCUUUUCAGAAUCCAUAAUAUUAAGACCAGGUUUUCUUUUAGGGAUAAACUUAGGUAUGGCCUGAGGGGGACCCUGGUCAACAUCUUCAUAAGUCCACGUCAAUUGUCAAUGUAUUAUUAUCUGCACUGAUUAGACAAAAAAAUAUUUAAAUAUUAGGCUAUAUGAAAUAAACUACCUAUUAACAUAUUUUAAAAGGAUAAAUUAGUAACUUCAAUUAUUUACUCGUUAGAGUUAGUCAAAACACAAAGUCAACUAUGAAUGCUAAAAUCAGCUAUUUGAUCAGCUGAUUAUGUAAACAAACACUUUUAUUUAAAAAAUUUUCAAACCAAAACACGAUUGGAAAAUAAAAUUGUCAUUACAAAAUUGUAAGAUUAUAACUAGUAUCCUAUUAUUAAAUUGCAAACUAUAUUUUUUUAUUCAUCAAAGUUAAUUUCAUUGUUUUCUAAGUCCAUUUUGUCAUUUAAAAUAUAUAUUUUUUUUCGAAGCAGCUAGCUCGUUUCGAGUCAUGACAAGAAAACAAAAUGGAUGACGUAAACUCGUAUCGGUCGCGUUUCGUAAAAAAAUAAUUUUAUUUAAAAAACAAUGAUAAUUAUAUUUAAAACUUUAAUUUUUAUAAAUUUAAACCAUUUUACUAUAUUACUAAUUUUACUUAACUAAAUAAAAAAUAAAUAUUUUAUUUUUAAAAAGUUAGCCCCCCUCCCCCAAUCCAGCAAAAGAGCCGGAUUCCUCUAUAGUUGGACCGUUAUGAGAAGCAUGCAAGUAAUUAAUUUCACAUAGAAUCAGAGGUUCUCCAAAUCAUUUGCCAGACACUGGUAUACACUUCUGCCGUCAUUAAAGUGCAACCACACUUAGUUUGGACAACACUGCUCUACAUAGAAUACAUGCUUUAUAUUGAUCACCUGCUCUACAUAGAUCACCUGCCCUACAUAGAACACAUGCUCUAUUUUGAUCAUCUGCUCUACAUAGAUCACACAUACAUAACAAGCUUGGGCCGAGUACAAUGACUCUAAGUCCAUCAUGUCUAUUAAUCAUCUCUGAAUUUUGAUUUUCUUUGUCAGUGUUUCUUUUUCAUGACAUAAUCAAAACCAAACAAGACUCCGGGGGGGGGGGGGGGGGGAAAAAAUUUACCCUUUUUUUAACAACAAUACAAAGGAAAAAAAAAUUUUUUUUUUUUAUUCCUUGUGUGAUGGAGCCGUAACCUAAUUCAGUUUUACAUUAAGAAUCUCACGCAGUAAGGUCUCAUCUGAUCAAACUUCUGACCAUUGUUUGCUGCAAUAUUCUGUAGUUGAGAGGAAUAACUUAUGGCUGUUCAUUGGCCUCCACAGCAAGCAGUCUCUGAAGAUCUUUGAUGGAGAGUCUUUGAAGAAUAAAUCUCUGGAAUUUUCUCUCAACCAAGUCGGCUAUUCUCGUGGUGACCGGCUUAUCAUCAAGUUGGAGUUGACCCAGGCAUUGCCAGGCGGAUUCAACAUUUCAUUUGAAACCAAAAGUAAGUCGAUCAAAUAUCUUUUGGUAUAAAUAUCAGCGGUGAGGUUAAACGAGCAUAAAUCAGACCAGCAAGAAUAAAUAAAUGAGACCAAUUUGAGCUAAAUCCAAAAUUGUGUUGACAUGAACGUGAUGUUAUUUCCCUAGCAAAGUAUGAAUUAUUUGUCACAGACUGAGCUUGUAUUUUUUUAAUGGGAAUUUAUUGGUUUGUUCAAUAAAAUUCCCAAAAUUCCUUCAUGAAUAAUUUAUACAUUUUUUACCCCGCAUUUUUAACUGGAUCUCAUUCACUUUGCAUUUAGUGACCCUCAAAAUUUUGAUAAAGAAAGUCAUACAAAAAAAUGUAACCUUAUUAUUUAUUUUAUGGAAAUAUAAUUUUUUUUUCACAUAAAGAAACCUGCUCUAAAGAAAACAAUCACUCGUUAUUUCUAGCCCGAUAGUUAAUAUUAUGAUGCAACUUUAUGAAACAGUUACCAACUGUAGAUCUUGUACGAAAAAAAGAAGUCCAAUGUUAAAACUAUUAGUUGGAGAAAAUUGUUUACAGAGCAAGUUUAAAGAAGAAACUUGAAGAAUUUAACAACCGGCUAGUUUCAUGCCUAACUUUAGUCUUUUUGUCACUUGUUAUUUUGAAACUACUGUAACUUUAUUUCUGUUUGUAUUCUUCAUGCAUGGCAUUUUAUCACGUUUCUCCCAGCAUGCAACUCUACCGAGAAAUGUGAGAAUGGAAUCUGUAUGAGGUCUGAAUGGCUGUGUAAUGGCAAGAAUGACUGUGGUGACAACACGGAUGAGUUAAAUUGCCACGGAGGCCCCACACCUGCUCCACCAACCACUCAGAAACCCCAAGAGGCUGAUUACAGUGGAUGGGGUGAGUAGAACCUCAGCAUCUCUUAAGAAUUCAUGACAAAAGCUGUUGUAAUUUAAAUCAAGUUCAUGCUUCACUUAGAUUUGUAACUAAAGGGCUAGCCAUGAUAGCAGCUUUGUAAAGGGCUAGUCAUGAGAGCAGCUUCAUAAAGGGUUAGUCACGAGAGCAGUUUUGUAAAGGGCUAGUCAUAACAGCAGCUUUGUAAAGGGCUAGUCAUGAGAGCAGCUUUGUAACGGGCUAGGCAUAAGAGCAGUUUUGUAAAGAGCUAGUCAUAACAGCAGUUUUGUAAAGGGCUAGUCAUGAGAGCAGCUUUGUAUAGGGCUUGUCAUAACAGCAGCUUUGUAAAGGGCUAGGCAUAAGAGCAGCUUUUUUAAGGGUUAGAGGUAAGAGAAGCUUUGUAAAGGGCUAGAGAUAAGAGCAGCUUUGUAAAGUGCUAGGCAUGAGAGCAGCUUUUUAAAGGGCUAGUCAUGGAAGCAGUUUUGUAAAGGGCCAGAGAUAAGAGCAGCUUUGUAAAGGGCUGGCCAUGAGAGCAGCAGUGUAAAGGGCUGGUCAUGACAUGUCAUAAAUUCUGACUGUAGUAUCUUCUAAACAAUUGCACAGAAGAGAAACAAGCAAAAGAUAGAAUGAAAAAAUAAUUGGAAUGUCAUUAAUUCAAUUAAAGACAAAGAACUGAAAUAUUGGCAUUACUCCAGAUCAAUUUUAGGAUAUGCUUGGAAACAUUCCUAAACAAACAUUAUAUGAUGUACAAUACUAAUCACUUCCUUACCUUGGAGCUUUUUUUUUUUCCCCAGUGAAAUCCGGAUGGAUACCAGCCUGUCUCUUCAUUGGAAUAUUAAUAGGCCUUGUGUUGUACUUUGUUGUGCCUAAGCUGUACCGCCACAUCCGUGGAAGGGGAGGCAACUAUAGCAGGAUGGGAGAUGACAGGCCAGUUGUGACAUAAUUAAAGAAUGAUUUCUGGGAUUUUAAGGGAGAUGAUAUUGCCAAGAUUGGAGGGCAACAAGUUUUUUUACCUUCAAAGAAAGACAUUUAUAAUAUUCUGGACUCCAUUUUGUUUUUGCUAAAUAUUUUAAUGAAAUAAGUUUGCUAAGUGAACUUUUGAACACUAAGGUACAUUUAUCAGGUAAAUUUAGAGUUGAUUUGAAAGUUGUAUCAACUGCAACAUGACUUUCAAUUAUGUCUAAAUCAUUUAACAUCCACUCCCUCUGAGAUGAAAGUUCAAUAUAAUCAGCAUUUAUAUACAUAGAGAUUUCAUUAUGUUUUCUGUUUUUCUCUCUCAAUUUGGAUGAGAAAUGCAAAUUUGGAAAAAAAUUGCUAAUGAGCCUUUUUAUUUCAGUAUCCAUCACUGCACAAUUUCACCUCACUACAAAUGUUUAGAUAUUGAUCUACCUAAUUUAGGUUAACAGAUUCUUUACUUGAUAGAGUAAGGAUACCUCAUUUAGCUAAAAAGGAGGUUUGACAAAAAAUAUAGAAAUCAUGAUUCUGUUUUGACAUCUUACACAACGUACUGUGAAAUCAAAAACCAUGAAACAGUUUCAAAGUGCUAAUGCUGCAUUUAAAUAUUUUUUUUUUUUUGGUAGUUAGACAGACUCAAUACAUUUUAUCAGUUACACAACUUAAAAAUGAAUUCAUCCAUAAUUGAUUCAAUACAAACAAAUUAAAUUGUUUUCAAUUUUUUUUUCAUUUUGUUAUUGAAUUGCCAUUUCUAAAUUCUCCUGUUUAAAGGCAAUAAUUAUUAUGUUUCAUUUAAAACAUAUUUCCAAGAUUUUUUUUUUGUGCUCAAAUUUUGAGCUGCACUUAACUAGCGGAAGAUCAAAAUUUUCUCUCUAUUUUACUCUGAUUUAUCCCCAUAGUAUUGUACUUGCUUCUACUGGGCUAUAGUGAAUGUUUAUACAAUGUUGUAAGUCUUGUAACAUCAUCUUCAAAUAAUGUUGAUUUAAAUCUUCAUUGCAUUGAAAGGUUGUAAUUUAUUUUAUAUAAAACGAAGCCAUAUUUAGUUAAAGAAGUAGAUUUUUUAGUGGGGUUUGAAACAUUAAAAUAUAGCUUCUUAUAUUAUAUAUAUAAUUAUAAUAUAUAUAUCCUAAAGCUAAAUCUGCAGCAUCGCUGAUGACAUAAGUCGUUUUAUUUCCUCCUAAACCUAUUUAUUAAAAUUUAAAAAAAAAACAUUCCAAAAAUUACGUUGACAAGAAGAUUUGAUGUUGAAUCAAAAUUUCUUCAGAACUACAUCAGCUGUUUAUGAUAUAUUAAUCUCUAACCUGUUCACAAUCUAAACAAAAAACUGUAAGAUGAAAGAAUCUCAUGAAUCGGUACUCACUUUGUCUCAUAAGAGCAUGAGUGAUUUCAGAGAGUAAGAUGUGGGAACAAUGUCAUUGAUAAAUAUCUGAUCAAAUAAUAAUUUUGUAGUAAGAAAUAGCAAUUCUUUAACUUUUUAAUUUUUUUUCCCCACUAAAUAAUGAAUAAAAAUAAUGAAUCAUCAAACCCUUCCUUUCCCCUACCAACCUAUGGUCUAAAAGUUGAUAUGUGUUUUUUAAUGUCCAUAUUAUGCUUGACUGUGAAGAUGUUUUGUUAGAAAUAGCUUGUUACUUAUAAGUAACUUUCUAUCCGUCUGGACACAUAAGAGGUGUAGUAUCUAGUAACUAACCAUUCAUAUGGGCCAGUGGGAGAUAAUACAUUUAUUUCAUGUUGAGCUUGUGCUCAUCGUUAAAUAAUUGACUACCGUAUUUAUUGGCGUAUAACACGCACCUCAUUUUAAGAAGGAAAUUUCAGGGGGAAAAACGUAACAUUAUAUUGACGUAUAACACGCACACAUCAUUUGCCCCCUAUUUUCAGGGAGAAAAAUUGUGUGUUAUACACAGAUAAAUACGGUAUAUUAAAUAUGACAGAAAAUUUCUAUUACAAUAUUCUUUUGAUUAGGGAAAAUCUAAUCAUGACUUAAGUUUGCAAUUUAAACAAAAUCUAAAUGAAUAGUUAAUAGCUUGCGUUUGUAUUUUACUAAAUUUUUCAUCAUUCAAAUUCAAGUAUUUCCAGAUUUAACAAAUUUAUUUACUGUUUAUUUUAAUCUGCAUGUUUUUUUCUUUCUUUUCUAUCUUUAUUGACGUUUAUUUCCCUUUUUGUUCUACAGCCAAUAAAUAUAAAAAACACAAACUUAAAAUGGACAGGAAAUGAAAUAAAAUAUGCAUGCAUGGACCAACACUGCCUUAUUGUGCUAGAUGUUCUGAUGAGCUCUUCCUUGUCCCUAAUUUCAUCUUGACUCGCUGAUAGUGAAGUAAAUUUUUUAGGAUUUGUGAAUAGAAAAUUGAGUAUAAUAUCCUUUGUUUUGGAUUGGGCUCUACCCUGCCAUUUUAUCUCUGCUACAUAGUCGAGUUCUAUGAUACUGCGGUGGUAUCUUGCAUUUAUCAGUCACAUUAGUUUUGAAGGAUGCUGUCUUGCUUGAUUUAACCCUUUGCUGCCUUCCCUAACACUGCCAGGCUUUGUUUAAACUGCUUUGUAUCUCUUUAAUUUUUUGGCUAUAGUGUUCUUUUGAAUUGGGUAAAUUUUGGAUUGGUGAGAAUUUUUACAAGAAAUUUGUUACCUGCUUUAUCUUAAAAAUUAAAAUUUAAAAAAAAAAUGUUAAGUAACAAAUUCUAACCGCAGUCCUUGAAGUUUCCAUGAGAUGUUAGUUAUUCCCAAGGAGUUGAUUGAUGUAGCAUCAUUAAAAUUGCCAUCUUUUGAGAAAUUCAGGCAAAUAUUAUAUUUCUUUGCUGUUCCACCAGCUUGCUAUAUGAUCUACUAAAACCUUUAAGUUGUGUGUUGUGUUGUAGUUCAGAUGGGUGCAGUUUUGUGUAUCAUUUGCUUGGAAGAAACUUCUUGCCCCCUCUUUUUUUAAUGCUUUAAAUGUACAAGUCUAAAACAGGUUCUGGUAUGUAGGGGGUCAAUAUUUUUAAUAAAAGAAACUAAUGCUAUGGGCUUAAAGACAGUAGUUAACUAAAACAGUCAGCAUUUAAGCAACAUUGGGACAUUUCAACCAAUAUUGGCAUUAAUUCUCCAAACACACCUUAUUAUUCCACAUGGCUUGUGGUGGCACAUUUAAUUACAUGCACUUGGUCUUGGGUCUAAAAGAAAUCAUCUCUUACAUCAAGAAAUGUAGUCUUUACAUCAAAAGAAGGAAAACAUUUGAUGAUCUGGCCAGAUUUUCAUAUUUUUUUUAAACAUUGAUUUCUGCUUUUUAGUAUAACUGUUUGCUAUUUCCCUUCCUUAUUUUUUUUCAUUGAAAUGGAAUGUUUGUUUUGGAUGUUCUUUUAUUUGUUAUAAUUCUCAAACAUUUUAAUUAUAUUUGUGAUCAAAGGUUUUUUUGCAUAUUAAUCUCUUUCCCCAAUCCUUAGUCAUAAUCAUAAUCUUUAAAAAAAAAAUCUCAGACAAUUUAGUUAUGUAAAAUCUGAUGACAUCAUUAUUAGAUGCUCAUAAAAAUGUGCCUUUGAAAUUGUUGACAACUAAAAACGUAAAACAAGUGAUGAUCCAUUGGGAAAUCAUCAUGAGUAAGAGGUACAGAAUAACAUUUCAAAUAGCAGUUGUUAAAUCCAUUCUAGUUAAUGGGGUCAAUCUUACCUAUCAUAAAGACGAAAAUUAAUUUUAAGUUUAGCCAUUUAAGAAAAAAAAACAACUAAAAUUGUUGAAGUGUUUUAAUUUUAGAUUGCACGACAUUUAUUGUCUUGACUUGCACAAAUCACACCCCCCCCCCUUUUUUUUUUUAAAAAUAAAAAUAAAUAAUAAUCAUGUAAUCAAAUAUUUUUGUAUAGAAUUUAGCUCCAGCUGGAUAAUAAUAUUAUGUGGGCUCAAAAACUGUUUAUUAAUUCAAUAGUUUGGUUUUUCAGUUUCUGUUCCUUAUCUGAUCUUUAUAUUGUGUAAUUAUUCUACUUAGAAUUUGUUGAAGUAGCAUUUGCCAUAAUGUAGUGUUAAAGAAUAAUUUCUAUGUAAAUAUCAUACAUUGUUGAUAACCUAACUUUUGAACAUUGUUUCAUUUGCCGUUAAAACAUUUGCAUUUUAAUUUUACUCCCAUUCAAAUUUCUAGUUAUCAAAAUCAAAUUCUUCCAGAAUCUCAAUACCAAAGUUUUUGCCUGUAACUUUAAUCUCAGUUAGGAAAAAUAUUUACAAUAAAUUUUGAAAAGCCAAAAACUUUAAUUUCUUGGUGUUAAAACAAUCUCAUUUUUCUAUUUCUUUAGAGGAAAUAUGCAACUGUUUUGUAGGUUUAUUGUUAAUACUUAAAAUAGUUAUUUACUUUUUUUUUGUCUUGACAAUGACAUCGCUCUUCUUGAUGUCUUUAUCAAAAUGGGACUUUCAAGUUAAUUGUCUUUCUCAAAUAAUUCUACAAUGGAAUCAAAUGUUCAAUAAGAUUUUUGUUUUUAAAGAUGAACUCAGAUUAUUUAUUCAGAUUCAACCCCUUUCAAUCAAGAUUAAUAUAUAUAUAUAUAUAUAUAUAUGAGAGUUGUUUGAGUUUAUAAGAGUUGUUUGAGUUUCUUGGAUUGUUUCCUUUAAUCCUAUGAUUUAAUUCAGUUUAUUCCAAACUUUCAUGUUUAAAGUUUAAAUAAAAUUUACCAAAGUUUCAUUAAAUCGUAUGAGUUUCUAAUGACUUGUAACAAUAAUUAUUCAAUGAUGUUAACAUCAAAUAGAUGUU